Messenger RNA from Pelobates cultripes (western spadefoot toad), 89273 nucleotides. NCBI's taxonomy places the organism in Eukaryota, Metazoa, Chordata, Amphibia, Anura, Pelobatidae. The record is from the annotation of a GenBank genome assembly.
UGUCUCUCUGUCCCUGUCUCUGUCCCUGUCUCUGUCUCUGUCUCUGUCUCUCUCUCCUACCGCCUCCUCCCCUCCGAGUGGUGACGUCAGCGGAGGCUCCCCCGGCGACUUCCUGGUCAGACAUACACGCCAGCGACUGCUGUGGACAGAGACUGCCCGGACAAGCGAGACGGCCUUCCACCCUGACAGAGAGACAGCCGCCAGCACAGUGAGAGAGACGGCCGGGAUUAAUGAGCUUUUAGAGCCAGCUCGGGACAGUUAUGGGAGCAGCUGCCUGUGCUUAGUGACACACACACACAGUGCAUAGAGAGUGCCAGGCUGGAGGGCAGGACAUGGGACACCAAGAGAGACAGCAGAGAGCAGCAUGAGACAGCCUGGCAAUGAGAGGCUAGGGGACAGAUAGGGCCCGGGGGGCAGUGUGACACACAGCAGUAAAGAUACACUGACAGACAGCAAGGACAGAGACACUGACAGAUAGCAAGAACAGAGACACUGACAGACAGCAAGGACAGAGACACAGACAGAUAGCAAGGACAGACACACUGACAGAUAGCAAGGACAGAGACACAGAGAGAGGAUGUGCCCAGUGUGACAGAGGGACAUGUGCACAAGGCACAGCACUGACACACUGUCACAUACUAUCUACACUGGGGACACACAGGGACAGACAUGUGACAGAGCCACCCAGCACUAACUGGGACCGAGAUGAGCUGAGUAUGGACACCAGGACCAGGUGAGGACAGUGCUGUGUGGAUGGAUAAGAUAAUAGGAAGAUAAGCAAAUUAUAUGGGAAGUAGGGACUAGAUUUAUUUAAAUUGAGGAGCAAUAAUAUGCCAAGUGGUGAUAUUAUGACAUGAUGGAAUUUGUAUAAGCCCUCUAACCCCUGGUCCUUAAAGAGGUUAAUUAUAUAUGAGGAAGUGACAUCCAAUCCAUUACUGUAAAAUAUACAUAUAUAGGUAUGUGUCGAACAUCUGUGUAUGUAUAUGUCUGUAUACAUGCAGGUAUAUAUGCAUUCAUACUUACAGAGUACAAUGAAACCACAUUACAUGUAUAUAAUUUGCUUAAUUUAAUUAUUUUAUUUUUGACAAAGAUAUAAAAAAAAAAAAAUGUCAAAUGAAUGGGUGUUUUUAUUUUCCUUUAUUCACUUAUGAAUAUGUAGAAAUAAAAAGUCUAUCUAUCUGUUAUGUUUAAAACAAUUUCAUUUUAGUUGAACACACCUCACCUAAUAGAACCUAAUUAGUGAUCUCUAUUACUUAUUUUAAACCUUCUAGGGGGAAUGCAAACUUUUGGCCCUGCAGCUGUUGUGGACUACAUUUCCCAUGGUGCUCAUUCAGUAAAACGAAAACAAAGUCUACAACAGCUGUAGUACCAAAGGCAAACCAUCACUGUGAUAGAUGGUAAUAGGAAUUGUCUGCAAAGUGAUUCAAGAAAUGCAUUUGAUUAUAUGUACCCUUGAACACAUGAAUCCAAUAAGGUAUAUUAUCAUUUCAUCCAUGUUAAUCUCUUAAUGACAGAUGACUUGCCAGAACUAUCACAAUGCAGUAGGAUUUGCUUAACCUCUUGUCAGAAUGACUUCACUUGUGACUUAGAAUGACAAAUGUCUAGUAUGCUGCACUCUCAAUCACGCCACUAGUUAGUUUUUUCCCCUCUGUCAUUGGCCUUUCACGUCAUGGAGGAUCAAAGGGUCAUUGUGCCUGCCAAACACUUUUAUUUCUAUUAAGUCACGUCAUUUCUGUUUCAUUAUGUCACUGUCAUUAGGUCACAUGGCAAUAUGUCUUGGUCACCCAGCUUAUCAGUACUUGUCUUGGAUCAUCUACAACGAGUAUGACUUUUUUAUCCAUCUGAUUUUGUAAGAGAUUAUGAUUUGCUGUCGUCCAUCUGCCUUGUCUAAAUAUAACUAAGGUCCAGAGAGAAGUUGUUAUAAAUAGACUGAAAGGUCAGCAGAAUCAUGCAACAUUUAUUUUAUCACUUUCAAGUCUUCAGUUACAAAGCUGCAUGUGUCUUUAAUUAUAUAAGCAUAUUUCCCUCACAUUUUCUGUAUAUUCUUCUUGAUCGGUGGCGGUCAGCUUCCACACCCUUAUCACGGACAUCAUAUGGAGAAAUCUGUCUGCACCAAUUCAGCCAUCAAAAUUCUUGGACAGUGUGAGGGUGUCAUUUUUUUUCACUUACAAGCGGUGGUCCGUGAAUGCUCACAUACGUAGCACCAUUCCCUUCUCAGCUUACAGUGUGUAUUGGACCGGGCAAGGAACAGAAAGUACUGUGUGCUUGUCACAGAACAGCUCCUCCAAUAAGAGACUGCCUUAUUCAACAGUAAAAUUAUUUUUUCACUAAAUAGUGAAUUGUGGUGAAUAAAAAAACUGAAUUGCAAAAUCAAUAUUAAAACAGCUAAGCUGUGAGCUGGUGAAUUUUUCUGAAUUAUUUGGCCAAAUUUUUUAAAUUUUAUUUUCAGUCGAUAAUGAUUAAAUCUUUAUUUGAAUACUAAAGUCCCUAUUAUUUACUCAUAUUACAUUCUGAUGAAAAUGUGACUAUUUUCCCCCCACUUCUUCACCCUACAAAACAAAAACACAAUUUAAAAUUUCUGUAACUCAGUAGUUUCUUAAAUUUUUACUUAUUUUAUUUUACUACUGAUAGCUACACGUCACUAAAGCUUACUAAAACCAUGAACUGACAUAUGAGUUAUGAAAAUCAGGUCAAAUUAGCUAAGAUUGGAAUAAUGCCUGGUUUGAUUUUUUUUCAUCUUGGCCUUUUUAGUCCUAGAGAUUUUUGAAAGGUUGGUAACACACACCUCAGUUUAGUGAAUAAACCCCUUUAAGUCCCAAAAAGAUGUUCAAUGCACUGCGUAUCACUGCAGCACUGUCUGUUUACCCUGUAAUUAUGAAACUCAUGUCCAACUCCUGGUAUUAUCCAAAUUAGGCAGCUGUGAUGUAAAUCUGCUUUUAAUGACGUUCCACUUGAGCAUGACACAAACAACUUUUGAAAAUGUAAACUUUUUGAAAAUGUAAACUUUUUUUGACAAAUCAUUAUAAAAUACAUACAUUUUCUGACUUUUAUUGCAUCCCGGUGAUAAAUGACCUACAUAUACCAUCUGGAUGCUUUGUGGAAUACUUGAAGUUGAAAAUGACAGGUUUAUUUAUAUGGAAAAGGAAAAUGGUUUCUUGUUGGGGCGUCACUAAAGGAUAAAAUAGUGCCGAAGGCGAAAUCUCUGUUUCAGUAAAAGGUCACAUUGCACUAUGGCUAGAAACAAGUUCACAGUCACCUGUUUGAUAGGCUUGAAGUGUGCUACUAAUGACUUUUCAUCACACCGUGGUCCAGAGUCUACUAAUGGCAUCCAUCAAUCUCCUGUAAGAACAUAGCGUGCCAAGGUACUGACCUACUGAAGUGACAGUAGCAUUUUUUAUACAAGUGUGUAUAAUUAAGAGACAAGCAAGAAUGUCCUUUGUGUACGUUACUGUGCAUUAAACUAGAUGUCCCUCUAAAUGGCCACCUACACACUCCGUGGAAUAAUAUAUGGGCCUUCUCAUACCUUUCUAUAAGAGAGUUUCAAAAGCAACGGUUACUUGAAUACAAGUUUUAUGGUUUAAAUUAAUUAAGCUAAUUACUAAUCAUAUAGAAAACACUAAUCAACAGCUUGAUGAGCAGCUUCAACAUCUACCUACCCCACAAACUCAAUGGUAGGGCAAGGAAUAGCUGAGAAAACGUAGCCACUUCCUAGUCUCUGCAAAAGUUUCAGGAUUGUAGGAAACUGUGGACUUUCAGACGUGAGAUUUUAAUUUACUUUUUAAUGCAUUAUGGGGGCAGAAAAUGUAAUAUCAACUGACACCUAGAUUGUCUUUUUAAUCAUACGCUAAUCAAGUAUUAAUUACCAAUGUUCCUUUGUAACUUAUUAGUGUUUUUUGUAAUCUAUAUAUAAUAUAGAUGAUACUCAUUUCCACAUCCCACGCGCAGUGAGUUGAUGUAUUUAACUGUGGACAGCAGAAGAAAUUGUUUACAGAAGUUAACUGAGAAAGAACAGUAAUUACAUGUGAACAUUCUAAUUAAGAAGAGAAAAUUGGAAUAGCAAUUUUUUUAGAGGAGGAAAAUACUGGCAUAUGUACGACAGGUGGUCUGAAUCACACUGGGAUUGUUUUCUUUUUUCAAUACUCUUCUUUACAGUUUUAUUUAUUAUUUAUAGCUGACUGAAUAAAAUCUUUUUGCCUUUGGAUUUAGUAUGGUGGCAAUCUCACAGUUUAGAGGUGGGGUACGCAAGGUUGGGGGGAAUGGACUUUAGGCGAGAUGGAGACCUCUGUUUUAAAACUUAAUUUCAUAUUCCCAUGUUCAAAUAACUUUUAAUGUACUCCAACACAAUUUAUAUAUUUAAAGGGGAUCUGUAAGCACCAUAACCACAACAGCCUACGGUGAUGGUGCCAAGAGCCCCAGGCACCAUCCAAUAGUUAUAUUUUAAACCAUUUUGAAAUUGUUUGUCAUAAACAGAGGGUCCCUCAAGAUCCCACUUUCCUGCCCCUCAUUAUUGAUAUCACUAUUUCAAAAGUUCCCAUUCCACAUUAGUAAAUUUCAAUUCUGCAAAAUUUUCGAGGUACCGUAAUUGUUUGGCUGUGAGCAUCAGAUGACACUUUCAGCUAGUGAAUUCAGUCCAAACAAGGACAGAAAUGAUAUCCCUGAGAGGAAUUUCUUAGUAAUAAAGGGCUGGACCUCCGAUGAACUUAUGGUUCAUGUCAAACCGUUAUAAAUUUCACUAUAACUUUCACCAUAACCAGUGCAACAAGCUGUGGUUAUUUUGCUUAGAGUGCCCCUUUAACCUUUUUAGCAAAGGUGGUUGAAUGCCAUAUAAUGAAAUCCUGUUUUGGCCAUUAUCCAUGUAACUAUUAUGAAUUUGAAAGAAAUACAUUUUAUUUUGAGUUGUGCAUUAGAGUGAUCUAUCUUAUUUAUGUAGUUUUUGUAUAAUUUAUUAUAUCUUCCUUUGCAUUCUGUCUUGCUAGCAGUUUCGACGUUUUAUAAGAUGCUUUUGUUUUCAUUACAGGGAAAAGCCAGAGAGAACCUUCGAUUUGGUUCUCAAGGUGGAGUGUCCAGUUUCUGAAAAUGAAGGUACGUCUUAAAUUUCUUAAUUCCUCUUCUGAUGUACUGUUUACAACUUUGUAAAGAUCAGAUCCUGUAAACUCCCUAUAAUUGUAUGUCAAAUCCUUCCUGUGGUUCAAGAUUUGCAUCAAUUUUAAUAUAUUUUUGUUUCUAUCUUUAAUUAUUUUAACCAUUGAUAUAUGUUUCACAUCACUGCUGUUUGUUUAACACUCUUAGUAAGCUCUGGCUGCUGUUUGUUAAAUGAAGAGGAGUUGGUGUGGUUUUGUGGCUUUGACAAGAAUCAAGAGUUGAAACUCCUUUUGCCUUUUUCAGUAGAAUUUGAAGAAGAUACUUGUCUUUGCAUCUUGAAAAAAAAAAAAAAAGUGUUCUGUUUUGAGUUUUCAUGGGCCAUUUUUAUUAUUUUAUAGUACUUUGUGGCUUCUGAGUGUGACUUUUCUAUUUUAGCAUUGUCAAUAUUAGACAGCAUUGCACCCCACUUAUGUGUCCAUGCCCUCAUAUGAUGUAGUAUUCUCAUGUGAUUAGCACUCACUGUCUACAUAAUAUAUUUUUUUUUCUCCAGUGUAUUGUUUUUAUUGAGAGAUUUUAUCUGUACAAAACAGUACAUAAACCAGAAGUGAACAGAAAGAUAACAUAAGCCAAUAAAGCGUAUUUAGAAAUUACAGCUGGUAUGGGGGGCGGUUACCAUAUCAAUAGAAAAAAUGUUCAGAAUUAAUCUAGGUUUAAAAUCCUAUAUUUUUUUUAAUGGAUUUUUUCCUGUAAACUACAGCUUACCAUUGCUUUAUUGAAUAAGUCGUUUAUCCUCAAAGAACAGUUCCAAUCAUCACAUAGGAUGAUUGGGAUUGCUAAACAGACUGAUAGCAGACUUAGAGAGGAAGGGAAACUUGUGGUUUGUUAUACUACAUCAUCUCCAGUUUCCUGACCGAAACGGUGAAUCAUAAUGAUGAACGUUAUCUUAUUUAUUAUAAAUUAUGAUUCUUUUAGAUUAUGAUACAAGGACUGAUUAAGCCGCUUCUUCAUCUUGGCUAAGCUCACUGCAGAAGAUGCAAAUGCAAAAACAUCAAAUAUAUGUAUAUAUAUUUUUAAAUUUAUUUCAUACGUUUGCUUAUAUUUUCAGUGUGACAAGUUAAAGCUAUUGGUAGAAUAAAGAAGUUUGCAUUAUUUCCUUUCUCAACGUAUUGGGACCCCAUGACUUUGAUAUGCCUAUAUUGCUAUAUCAUUCCAUAGGUACAUUAGCUUUACAUUAAAAUUCUAGUCAGCUGUAAACGUUUUCUAAGUUAUGUUUAGGUGAAAAGGUCAUCUCCAGUUAGUAAUAAAAUGGGAAUCAUACAGCAUACAUCCCAAGAGUCCCUAUUUAGGAGGGACAGUCCCUAUUUCAGGGCCCUAAUCCCUCUGUCACUCUUUUCUGUCUUAAUGGCCCUCUUUUCUACGAGCUCCAUAUUGUUGGUUUGUCUGAUUGUAUACCAGAGCUAACAAUACUCCAAAUAAUGUGUCUUUAAACUACAAUAAACGUGUCAAGAUAUCAGUCUGUGUAAAUAAGAUACAUUGUUCUUGUUCUAAAUUAUAUUUUAGUUUCAUAAAUUGUUAUUAGUAAGUCACCUAACUUUUCUCACAACAGCCCCUUUCCUGGUCACACUCCUACUAACACACCUAAAAUGAAAGUGUUCCUCGUUGUCCAAUUUGAAAUGCUGGGAGUUAUGAUACGGUAUGCCAAUGAUAUAUGCAGCUAAUUUGUUGAUCUUUUUAAACGACAUUACUUUUCUACACUGCAUCUGGAAGUGUAUGUAUAUUUGCACAGCCCUCUUGCUGAUCAAUCCCAGAAUUCCUGGCCAAUCCUAAUGCAUUUUAUAAUCAUUGAAAUGGCUCAGUAGCUAAGUGGCUAAGUUUCAUUUCAGUAUCUCUAAGGCAUUGGGGUACAAGAUCAAAGCAUCUACUUAAAAAUGACAUGUCUUUCAAUAUAGUAAAAACUUGGAACCCAUAAUAUAUAGGUGAAAUUGCAUUAUCUCUAAUGUGCAAGCAAGUCAAGAUUGCUUAACUUUUUGUUUUUAACUGGUAAUUUUUGUUUCGAAGUAAGUGAUGCUUCAUGUUCUGGUAUCAUUGUCGUCCUGCUAUUAGUAGGUGUCAGCGCCAGCAUCUCAAUAGAUCCGCUGAGUUUCUGUGUGAUGUGUUCACAGCUAAAUUCAGAAUACUACACAGCUGCCCCAUGCCUUAUGAUUUCCUGCUUGUGUCAUUAACACCAGAGUGUUGGCAAGGCUUCAAAAGAAAGUAGAGUUUAAACACAAACACAGGAACUCAUUGGGAAUUGCUCAGAUCCAUUUAGUUUUCUACACUGUUUGAACUGGGGAAAGCGUCAGCGUGCAGUAUUUCAAAACUAGCAAGAAUUUGCUACAAUAUUAUAAGGACAUAACCUCCCAAAAUCCCCAGACCUUCAUAUGAGUACUUAAAUAGUUAUUCAAACCAAAAAAAAUGUUUUAAUAAAACACUGGAAUGUUUCCCCCAAAAGAAAAAAUAAUAAAGGGGGAAAAAAAGGAAAACGUACCUGCAAUCCCACUCUGAGCUCAAGUCCUUCCAGCAGCUCAAUCCUUCUCCACUGAUGUUUACCCCCUCACUAGAUGGUGAGGACUUCCCAGAAGAUGGGCUGAGGGGAGAACCUUGGCAUGGGACUGUGUUGUCAUUGGUUAUCUAUCGCCAGCAUGCUGAUGAAAGAUGUCCAAUGUGCACAGAUUUCACAUCCUUAAGCCCUGUUACACUGGACUAUAUCUCUGUUUGUGCAGCGUUUCAAAGUGCGUUCCAAAAUUUCCAUUCACUGAAUUGGUCAUGGUGCUCUAUUGAGUUUAUUCACACAACUGAAUGUAGUGAAUUGAAAACCAAUUUGUAAUUUUUGGACCAAAUAGAUGAUUGCAUAAACUCACCCAGUGAACAUCUAUUUAUUUUACCGAAAUUUUCUAAUGUAUUUUCUAAUUCACUAGAAUUCAGAGUUUAGUAAAUAAAUCACUAUUGUUUUAUUAUUUAAAGGACAGUCACUGUCAUACUCUGAGCAGACAUCGCUUGAAAUGUGCUUGUUAAGCAAAAUGAAUAUUGCGUGGGUUCACAUUUCUGCUCUUGUGCUACUGCUCUUGUGGGUACAGCUAGAAAUAUGGCUGCCAUAGGGAAUGAAUUUGCAUCUAUUUGUUUCCACAUUGUUAAUAGUGGCAACCGGGGUACACAUUAGACAUUGUGUAAGGCUGUACUUUGCUUUGUGGGAGUUGUUAGAUGAGUGUACAGUCUCAGUGGUGCCCAUUUUGCUGGCUGUGCCUUUGACUUUCAGGAGUGUUUCAAAGCAGCAGUGAUUCAGUGCUUCUCUGUGAGAAGCAUUCUUUUCAAUUGGGAUGAUUUUGCAUAUAUGCAAGAGUCCCACGGUGUGUCACUAUCAAAAGCAGUGGAUUUGCCUAGAGAUCAUCACUGUUGAGAGCCAAGCAGAUGGAAGAAAAGUGAGCAAAUUAAGUUUUAAUUAAACAGUGGUGGCCCUCAGUCUACCCCAAUAAGGAAACACUACACCGUAAGAAAUAAAUACAGUGCUUCUAUAAUGAGUAUCUGCCAUCUGUUGGAAAAUUAUAAAUAGUAAGGCAUUUUUUUCUUACUGUCCUAUUUCUAUGUAAAACAAAUAUAAGUGAAUACUGAGCAUGGUCAAACAGUUUCAAUACAAGUUAGAGGAUGCGUUGUCGCUUAUAGGUAGCAAAAAAUUGUGGAAAAUGUAGUUCUAGAACAGCUGAAGAUCUACCUCUUGACAAUCUCUGAUCUAAAUCCAAUCACUCUUUGUGGAAUAUCAUGGGUGUCCUUUAAGAAGGCAACAAUAAUGUGAGCAUUCAGGGCUGCAAUGUCAUUGCAGUAAAAAUAAUUGACUAUAGGCCCUGCUCACAGCUCCAUCUCCUGCAAUGUCAUCAAGAAGGCAUCGCUCUCUCCAUCGCUGGUCCAAUACAAUGCUCCUCCUGAAACGGAAAGUAUAUGUCAGAGCAUGUGGCACACGGAGCAAAUUAACUGUGCAAAAUAAACCUGUCUAAUAAUAAACAUAAUUUUUUUUUUUAUUCGCUAAUAGAUUAAUAAAAAUAUUUACUCUCCACAAACUAUUUCUAAAUGACUAGCUUUCUAAAUGACUGCCGGCGUCUAGCUCGGUUCCCUUGGAAGAGCCAGUAUGGCGAAACGCGCGUCGGGAUUAGUUUAGUGAGCGGUGGUUGGAGUCUGACUAGGGACGAUGCUGCAGCUAUUAGAAUAAUUUGUGUAUGAUGCUCCGGGCAGACCACCCUCUCUACAUUACCAGUAUUUAGACUAUAUUAUUAUCUUGGCGAUCCUCCAUUAGAGGCUACUUUGUUGCACUUAGAAAGGAGAUUAACGCUCGAGACUACUGAGAGAUAGGAGUAGCAAUAUCAGUGUGGUAACAGUGAGAUAGAUUCUAGUGUUUCUUUAGUUAUAGAUACUUUUGGAUUCAGUUUGAUCCACCAGGAACCUUUUCUCUCUGUGCUACUAUUUAUACCUUAGCUCUCCUUCUCUCCUUUUAUUUUAUCUAUUCAUUUAUUAUCUUUUCACUAAGUACCUAAGAGUUUAUUUUAGAAGGAAUCCUAUUAAAAGUUAAAUUUUAUACUAUUUUCAUAUGGGUUUCUUUGCAUAUAUAGGGAACCUUUGGGACUGACUCACUUAACCCUUAGGUCUCUCUGUAUCUGCUUGCUUUCUCCUUUUUUUGUUAUUGUACUAGUUACUAGGGGUCACCCCCCACGUUCUGUAAGCAACCCGACCUUAUACCCCUGUUCCUAUCCCCCUUUUUUUUCUACUUCACAAACUAUUAUUUUAUUUGAGAAAGUGAAUCUAAUUUUCAGAAUCAUGAAUAGGCACAGAAGAAUAUCAGCCAUUUUCUUUUUUUUUUUUAAUUUGUCUCGGAAGCGGUUUUUCAUUAAACUAAGAAUUGUGGCAAAUUGAUAAGAAGAUUUUACAUAUCAGACCAAUGCAGCAGAGUUGGAGAAUCUUUCCAAAUAUUUUGACCUCCCCUUCCCCAGUUAAUGAAUAAACACAGGAUCAUUUUUCCAGUUAAUUUUAAACAUGGGCAUGAUUGAGAAAAAAAUGUCUUAAGGAAUUAUCCACGAGAAAGUAACAAUGAUAUGCAAAGAUGUGACGUACGCUUAUGUGGUGCUGUGUAGUGCAAUGUUGGCCAAAUGUAGAUUUUCAUCUGUUGUAGAACCCAACUCCCAUGACUUUCCCCCCAAUAUUAUGAGGAUACCAGAAUUUAUUUAAAAAAGUAAAAUAAAAAAACUCCUAAAAAUAUUUCUAUAUGUCUAGAUUACAUAAGUAUUUUACGUUUAACUUUAAGGAUAUACAUGUUCCCUUUCUCCUAAAUUCAGAUUUGUUUCAGGUUGUUAUUGUGACAACCGCUUCUUAAGAUUUACUUGUUUUUAAUUGCUUCUGUAUAGACCUCACUCUAGCCAUGAGGUCUUUUUAAUCCUGUCUGUCUAGAUUCCUUUCCACAUCUGCUGAAUUGACAGAGUGCUGUAACUUAGCACUCAUCUGUUAGAAUCACAAAAUAAUAUUACAAAUCCUUUUUAAAAGGCCUCUCUGUAACCAUAACAUCUUCAUCUCAGUUAAGUUGUGGGGUCUGAAGUCUCCUGGUGCUGUUCUACCUUACUGUGUUAAACUGUUUAGGAACCAAAGUUCUGUGCUCAGGCAGUUUUCACUAGCUGCCCAUUGAGAGUACUAGUAGGUGAUGCUCUCUGCCUUUCAUUAGCAGUCCAAAGUAAUGAUUCUCUAUUUUCUGAGGGGAAAACAACUUAGGAGGUAUGAUAGGUGUGAAAGGACAGAACUUCGGUAUUAAAGGGUUCGAAAAUGGUUUAACAUUGUAAAGUAAAACCAGUGGUAGAACUAGAGAAGGCCCUGGUGAAAUUAUUUUUCUGGGCUCCGCCCUAUCGCAAGGUAGAUUUCCACUGUUGUACAAGUCUCUCAAUGCUUCGCCAGCUGCAAAUCUACCAUUUGUCCACCCCUUGAGCAGUGUUUGUGUGUUUGAACUUAUGCAGAUAUAAACACUAACGCAGGCAGAUACACUAGCACACAUACAGAUACAAACACAGACACACAUGCACGCUGAGGGGGCCCACCGAAUGGGCCCCCUUAGCGUGCGGGCCGCAAUUCAGCUGCAGUGACUGCACCAGCUGUAUUUUUGCCAUUGGGUAAAACAGCAACCGGGGACUGCAAGCACCAUAGCAACAGUGAGAUGAAGUUAUCAUGGUGCACUCUCAAACUCUGCACCCCCAUAUUCCCUGAUUUUGAAGGCCUUCAAAUCCUAUAAUUUCUUGAAAGCAAUAGAUGCCUAGAGAAUCACAUUGCGUUGUACUUCAGUAACAUUUCGUGGGCUGGAGUUUCAUUAUUAACAAUAAUAGCUUAUGUUCAUUGCGUAGGUUAUAGUGCUAGGAAUUCUUCUUUCACUAUCCUUUUAGUUGUUUAUAAAUUUAGUAAUCAUUAAAUAAAUCCCAGUAGCUAAAGCCCGAUCACCUCAUUUUAAAGAGGAGAAUCUUUUUUUCUUUUUUAAUUCAGAAAAUUUUAUUUUUAUAUUUUAUUUAAUUUGCAAUAUAAUAUAUGCACAUUAUAAAAUCAUACCAACUCCAGACUGGAGUACUCUUUUUAUGUUUGAUAUAAGUAACACACACACCACGGGAACACGUAGUUUGUCAUUAUGUUUGCUUGCUUUAGAAUGUACAGUAGUUAUCUGUUAUAUAUAAAUCUGUACUUGGGGAUCAGAGAUCUGUACUUGGACACAUUAUCUUUAAUAUUUUUAUUAGUGAUAUUGCAGAAGUUCUUGAUGGUAAUGUAUGUCUUUUUUUUGCUGAUGAUACUUAUAUAUGUAACAGGGUUGAUGUUCCAGGAGGAAUAAGCCAAAUGGCAAAUGAUUUAGGUAAACUAGAAAAAUGGUCAAAACUUUGGCAACUGACAUUUAAUGUGGAUAAGUGCAAGAUAAUGCAUAUUGGAUGUAAAAACCCAAGGGCAGAGUACAGAAUAUAUGAUAGAGUCCUAACCUCAACAUCUGAGGAAAGGGAUUUAGGGGUGAUUAUUUCUGAUUAUUUAAAGGUAGGAAGACAAUGUAAUAGAGCAGCAGGAAAUGCUAGCAGAAUGCUUGGUUGUAUAGGGAGAGGCAUUAGCAGUAGAAAGAGGGAAGUGCUCAUGCCAUUGUACAGAACACUGGUGAGACCUCACUUGGAGUAUUGUACGCAGUACUGGAGACCGUAUCUUCAGAAGGAUAUUGAAACCUUACAUAGGGUUCAGAGAAGGGCUACUAAACUGGUUCAUGGAUUGCAGGAUAAGGAAAGGUUAAAGGAUCUUAACAUGUAUAGCUUGGAGGAAAGACAAGACAGGGGGGAUAUGAUAGAAACAUUUAAAUACAUAAAGGGGAUCAACACAGUAAAGGAGGAGACUAUAUUUGCAAGAAGAAAAACUAUCACAACAAGAGGACAUAGUCUUAAAUUAGAGGGGCAAAGGUUUAAAACUAACAUCAGGAAGUAUUACUUUACUGAGAGGGUAGUGGAUGCAUGGAAUAGGCUUCCAGCUGAAGUGGUAGACGUUAACACAGUGAGGGAGUUUAAGCAUGCGUGGGAUAGGCAUAAGGCUAUCAUAGCUAUAAGAUAAUGAAAGUAUUUAGAAAAUUGGGCAGACUAGAUGGGACGAAUGGUUCUUAUCUGCCGUCACAUUCUAUGUUUCUAUAAGGUCAUCCAGCAUAAUUACAUAACUUUGUGCUCUGGAAGUAUUUAAAAGUCAUUUCAGAAAAGUUACUGUAUUAUGUCUCAGAUGGAGAGCUGGGAUUUCACGUUAAAAGGUCACUUAAUUGUGACUUGGCAAUGUUUUACUGUCCUGGUGGUAAUUGUUGAGAUUCAUAUAAAUUUAUCAGGAUCUCCAUGCCCAACUGAAUUGUAUGGCAUUCUCUAUGAUCAAGUUCAUUCAAAAUUGAACUCCAUAGCAAGUUCAACCGUGAAAUUAAUUGGGACUAGAUGGAUGUUUUAAUGAAUUUUGCUGCAACUUGAAGAAUAGUGACUUUUGGCCUUUUUGCCCUUUGGGUCUACAGUGGUCACAACCCCAAAUGUUAGUUUUCCCUGUAAUUUAGUGGAAAAAAUGAGUUGUAGCACUUUACGUUUUAGGAACAGGCCACUCAAAUGUAUACAAAUUCUGUGAAUAGCAAAUAUAAUUUUAGCUGUUAAAUGUUUUUGUUCUGAAAAUGAUCUUGUAAGCUGAUAUAAUUUGUUUGGUUUUUGCUAUUUUGGUCACAUUUCAUCUGCAAACUUUGUUGGUGUGCACAGAGGGCACUUCUCUGUGAUAUUACUAUGCCCCUGGAGUUUUACAUUAAAAAAAACAAAACAAAAAAAACCCCAUUGUCUUAUGAUAUAUAUGUAUAUGACGAGUUUUGAAAGGUUUAUUAAGUUUCCCAGUUAGGCAGCUAUACUUUGAGAAUCUAAAGAUAGAAGCAGGGGAAAUUCUAUUCUGCUUGUAUAUCUCAUAAUUUAAAGAUGAAGUAUUCUAGUAACAAAUAUCUAGCACACCUGUUAAAAUUUGCACCUUUGUCCUGGCUUUUCGCUAACACAGAUCUCAUCCAGUUAAAUGCUUCAUAUUGCACUGUAAAUUGAUCAUAAUGAACCUCACAUAUAAAAGUUCCCCAUUAAGAGACUUUAUCCCUUCCAUAUUCCCAGCUAAAUUCCUUUUGUCACCCAUGCAGACAAAACCCUUUAUCUGAAAUAAUAGAGGUUAGAUAGGACUUUUGGGCAACAUACACCUUUCUCAGUGGAAGGAUUUAAACCUAAGACAGAGCUCACUUACUACUGUUAAGGUGGCAUUCUAAGGAACAUAACCACUACAAUUCACGCAGUCGUGCUAUUUAAUGUCAGAUUAUUUAAGGGCAGUUUGGCACUCAGAAACCACACACUCUUAUCUAUUUUCAUAAUGCAGAAUUAACACUUCUGCAUUUUCAAUGUCCGUUUUCGUCCACUUGGAUGACAUUGAUUGGCUUAGUGCACUGGGCUCUCACUGAAUACACUUAAAGGAACACUAUAGUGUCAGGAAUAUACAAACAUGUAUUUCUGACACUAUAGGUCUAAAAAGCCAUUUAAGUGACUUUAUCCUCCCCCGUCCCCUGUUAAAAAGGUGAUAGACUCACCUUUUCCAGGGCCGUGCUGCCCCCCAGAUUUGAUGAUCUCAGCCAAUCCAAAAAAAUUAAACCAAUGAAAAAUAGGCACUAAGUUACUGCCACUAGAGGUGUUGCAAGGCUGUAAUGUAAACACUGCCUUUUCUCUGCAAAAAUGGACAUGCAGAAGACACCAGAACAACUACAUUAAGCUGUAGUUGUUCUGGUGACUAUAGUGUCCCUUUAACCAGUUAAUGCUGUCCCGGUCGGACAAAAUUGUCAUCGUUAAUGUGGGAGUCUUAUUUCCGCAUUAUCAAUGUAGCCAAAAAGGGAUUUAAUUUUUGGUUCCUGGAAUCCAGCUAUAGCUCAUUGAUGGCCAUCAUCCCCUUCCAGGCUGUGGUAAGCAGAUCUAGUGUUAAAACACACAGCACAGAAUCCAAACUAUAUGGAUUUAGAAACAAAUGAAGUCAUGGCACGUCAGCGACUCCUUAAAGGUGCAAUAUAGAAGUGGGACUAGCCAUGUCUAAUAGAGGAAGAUAGCAUGUCUAUAUUUUUAUUACACACAUUAUAAUCCUGCAAUAUUAUAUAUAAUAUAUAACAUAAAAUAGAUACACUUUCCUUUUGGCCAGUUGCUGUGGGACUUGGCAUUUUGCCCAGAACAAUAUUGAAUUUAUGUUGAAACAAAAUGUAGUGCAAUGUCUGACUAGGCAGAAUUCCCAGACUGUUACUAUGAAUGUAAAAACAAAAUGUAUGGCUACGGCUAACUAGGCCGGAAUGCCAGAUACUUACUGCUCAGUAUAGUAAUAUUCUGAAACAUGUCUUAUCCGGGACUGUAUAAGACAUCUUAUAGUACAUCUUAUUACUCUUAUUGGUGUUUAGAACUCUCCCCAAUCUAGUCAAAUACAACAUUUUCUUUUACCAGAAUCUGCACUUACAGCAAAACUCACUGGGUUAUUUAUUAAAGUGAGAAUCGUAAGGAAUUUACAGUUAAAGGGAUCCUAUAGUGCCAGGAAAACAAACCCGUUUUCUUGGCACUAUAGGGUUAAUAGGUCCCCUCCCUCGGGGCCCCCUUUCCACGGGGCUGAAGGAGUUAAAACCCCUUCAGCCACUUACCUGAAUCCAGGGCCGAUGUCCCUCGAUGCUCGGUCAGGCUCCGCCCACGCUCCUCCCCUGCCGACAUCAGCCGGCGGGGGAGACCUAAUGCGCAUGCGCGGAAAUGGCCGCACGCGCGUUAGACCUCCCCAUAGGAAAGCCUAAUGCGCGUUAUUUAAAGCUUUCCUAUGGAGAAAAUCUGAAGCUGGAGGUCCGUGAGGACGCCCAGCAUCAGCUAGCGGACCAAAAGUCUGUUUGAAUUCCGGAAGCACUCUAGAGGCUGUCUGUUAGACAGCCACAGAUGGCAGACUUAGUGCUGCAAUGUAAACAUUGUAGUUCUCUGGAACUGCAAUGUUUUACAUUGCAGCACUAAGUGCAAAAGGGUCACAACACCCAGACUACUUCAACUACAGUGUCCCUUUAAUUGGAAUCAAAUUUCAUUUAUUAGGCAAAAACUGUUGUACUGGAAACAUAUCAUGAUUAACUUACCUGAAAGUAGUCAAAUGUAUCUGUUUGCUAUAAUUAGCUGUUUGAUGGGGAGUGAUUUAUCAUCAUAAGUGCUCCCUCUUUUACUAGGCAAUCUCUAAUGAGCACAUACAAGUUUUAUUACUUGCGUACAUACAUGCAUUUAAUAUACAGAGUAGUUAGGUAACUCUGAAAAUUUUUCAAAUAAAAGCUAUUUAUUCAAACAUCCAAUUUCAUAAUACAUUUGAAAACAUUGCUGUAACUGCAGAUAACAUUUAAACCGGAUGUCUUACCAAUAUCGUAUGCAUGAACGAGGGCUUGCACAAUUAACAUAAAAUACAACAAUUUUACACCUCGUAAAAACAGGGUAUAUGUUUAAACUAGCUGACACGUGUACUGUUGUCGACACUGCCAUCUUUUUUAGCCUGGAGUGAUACUCUACUAUCACCACAUUAUUCUCAUAUAAGUAUGACAAUAGAUAAGUCAUUAUAGAAGAAUUCAUUAGAUGCCUGACAUCAAUGGAAGAUUCCUUCACGUGUUCCUUCAACCCAGGCUUCCCCAAACUCCGGCCCUCCAGAUGUUGCUGAACUACAACUCCCAUGAUUCUCAGCCUAUCUAUUUCAUUCAUAGACUCAUGGGAGUUUUAGUUCAGCAACAUCUGGAGGGCCGGAGUUUGGGGAAGCCUACUGUAACCUGUCAGUUCAUAAUUUCACAGAUGUCAGUAACUGAGAGCGGCAAAAAUUUAAAGGUAUUCAUAUCAGUAAGGCUAGCUGAUCCAUCUGCUACCAUUAUCUAAAUCUACGUAACAAUAAAUUAGUUCCAUCUUGCCUAUAAGUAUAAUUUAAAAACAAAGCAGAAUAAAAAAAAAAAAAGAAUUGUAAGGAAUUCAAAGUAACUUUGAAAUUUAAGGCCAAAAUAGCUGAACCUGAAAAAUUCUCAGCUGUGCUUCCAGUUCUGCUACUUUGGCCUUAACGUGAUGUGUAUAAAGUAAAUCUGCCCCAAAUAAAUCAUAGAGAUACAUGAUGUACUCAAUGUAAAAUACCUUCCAUCAUUACUAUUUCCUCAGCUUUGUGGGUAUUACUCUUCAUGUACCACUCACCUCUGGUCUGUCCUCUGCUCCUCCUGUCUUCUGUGCCUGUGUCAUCCCUGCUUGUGGACAAACCUCCUCAGUGUCCCCCGGCAUGUUUUCUUCGUUGUCAGCAUGCCGCUUGUCUGAACGUUUAGUGCUGGCGUCUGUUACCAUACUCCUUAGCUGGCGCUAGCGGCAGUGCCCUGUGGUUGCUAUACUUGGGAGAGUAGAAGGACCUCCUGUUGGAGAUCUUUUCUUCUAUCUCUUGUCAGUCAAAUUUUCGGCAUUGAAUCUAUACCGAAGAUUAUACUGAUAAGUGGAAGGAAAAAGAAAACAUUUUGUAAGUAGGUUUUUCUCCCCAACUAUACAUUUGCCAGCAAAACUGUAGAGCUAAUCAAAUUUGCGAAGUUCCUUAUUAUUCUUUAAAGAUAAUAUUUAGGCAAUCUGUUAUUCCGCUGAAAAUCUAUUUUGGCAGCAUUCAUUAUUGCAUAUAUUGUGACCAGAUCCCCCUAUAUGUUCGACUGACUGAAUUGUAUUCCCUGACCAUAACAUGACUGUCACUGUGCUACACAGAAGGAUCCAAGAAUUUUCUUUCCUUCAGCAAUGUCUAUUGAGUAUUGGCGUUUUUGUGUCAUGGACUUCUCUUUUAUUUGCAAGGUUAUUUAGUAAACCGCGAUUUGUUUGAACUUUAAAGUGACUUAUAUAUUAUAUAAUAGCUGAAUGACCUUUGAGCACUUUUCCAAUUGAGCUAUACUGACAUAGAAUUUAAAAUUCACUCUAUGCCAACCCAUUCACAGCUAAGUAAAUAAUACUGUAAUACUCUGAUAUACUUUAUCUUUAAUUCAUUCUGUGAUCUCUCCUGUUUGUUGUUAUUCCGCAACAUUUGUUUGUAGUCUGCAGCAUGCCCUACAAGACCAUUUUAAGAUGCUUUCUCAGGGAUGAGACGCUCAAAGCUUACCUUUCCCUUUAAGUACGGUUUGUCAGAUACCGAUCUUCAAUUGGCAUUCCAGUCAUUCCAGAAAUUUGUUGAAUUUGACCACAAUGUACAGGUUCUUCUAUUCAAAUCCUCAUUUUGUUAUGGAAUGACACAAUUCCUUGGUGAGGAGGUUUAGAAACAUCCCAGUGUUCUUACAAAAUAUCAGUGCCGUUAGUGAGUAUGCCAUAGACUCUCCAAGAUUGCUGUGACCAAUAACUUAUUCCAACCCUUAUUGUUACAAUACAUGUAUUGGAAGAGUUGAUAUGGACUCUGAGUAAAUGAAUCUUAGACAGGGAUGGCCAAAAUAGUUAUACCAUGAUAAUUUACCAGCUAUUAAAGAAUUACUUGAAGGACCAUAACCUCUAGGGCCAGCUAUAGUGGUUAUGAUGCCAGGAAUAUCCUCUUCCAGAUCCCCAAUAAUGGAGCAGGUGACCGCUUUCAGACUAUGACUGACAUUCUCUGCCUGAGAAUUUGCAUACAGUUGACAUUAGUCAGCCUGGAGCUCUUGUUCUAGGCUGGCUGAUAAUACCCCAAAUAUGCUGCUGGAGGUGGAGUUACAGCUCUGGCAGUUAAGGGGUUAAUCUCUGUAUGUGCAAGGUUUCAAAGCCAAACGCUGCACAUACAGACUUCAGGCACCAUGACCACUUCAAAUGACUGAAGUAGGUCAUGGUGUUUGGAGUAACCCUUUAAGCAGAAUGUAAUGGGAGCUGGCUGGCAAAGCAUCAAGGUUAUUGUAGUUCUGCAAUCACUGUUCGUCAAUUUAUUGAUUUCCCCUGUUUUAAGACAUUUACACCUACCUGGCAUAGAAACUGUGUAUAACAUAUCCUACCUCCCAAUGCCUCAAUUCUGAAGAAAUUAAUGUAAAGUAUAUUGCUACACUACGUUUUACACACACAAUAUUUUUGAGCAGUUCUAAAUGCCAGCCUUUAAAUUAAUAAAUGUGUGCAUUUAUAAUUGUCUGUUCACUUCCACGUUCCUUAUACUAAUUCCUUUUUUAAUUCUAUUAUAAAGCAAAUAAAAACACAAUGUUUUCAAUUUCUCUUAGGUUAUUUUAUGUCAAAAAUAUGUUCGUUCCUAAAAAAAAAACUUUGGAUUGACCCAUCCUUGACUCUCAGCAGGUUAGCAGUGUUAAUCCCUAUUCACAAGGUCCUUUCAGAGCAAGAUAAUUCCUCACUCAGUGACUUCCUGGUGACAGGGAGAUCUGACACAGACAUUUCGGUUCUCUUUUAUCAUCACAGAAAGUAUUUUUCUGUAACUCACAACCUCAAAAUAUUCAACUUUGUACGGUCCCAUUGAAAGUCUUGUAGCAUUGUCUUAAAAUUUGCUAUAAUCUAAUUAUCUAAUCUAUUCUAUAUUAUUAUGGCAAAAGAGCAAAACCUGAAAGUUGUGUUAGCAAAGACGAUUAAAACUUCACUCUUAACCAACUAUGGCCUCAAUUUAAAGGACCACUAUAGUUCCAGGAAAACAGGGUUCCACUCCCUCACUGAAAAUCACAGUGAGAAGCGCGGAAGCGCCUCUAGCGGCUGUCAAUGAGACAGCCACUAGAGGCUGGAUUAACCCAUAUGUAAACAUGGCAGUUUCUCAGAAACUGCUAUGUUUACAGCAGGCAGGGUUAAUCCUAGAUGGACCUGGCACCCAGACCACUUCAUUGAGCUGAAGUGGUUUGGGUGCCUAUAGUGGUCCUUUAAUAAGAUUUCCAAAAGAUUCAAUACUGUUAGAACAAUCUUCGAAAUGAUUUACCUACAGAGGUCAGUCACUAUGAAAGGGAAUUUUUGUAGAUAAAUAAUUUGGAAAGUAUUUCUAAUAGUAUCGAUUAAAGGACCACUAUAGUGCCAGGAAAACAUACUCAUUUUCCUGGCACUAUAGGGUCUCUAGGUCCCACCCUCUGGGUCCCCCUCCCACUGGGCUUUAGGGGGUGGAAGGGGCUAAUUCCUUACCUUUUUCCCCCUUCAGGCUCCCUCGGCGCAGGGAACUCUCCUCCUCCUUUUCGCCGUCAUCGGCUGAAUGCGCAUGCGCGGCAAGAGCCGCGCGCGCAUUCAGUUAGUCCAUAGGAAAGCAUUCUCAAUGCUUUACUAUGGACGCUGGCGUUUUCUCACUGUGAGACAGCCACUAGAGGCUGGAUUAACCCAUUUGUAAACAUAGCAGUUUCUAUGUUUACAGCAGAAAGGGUUAAACCUAGAUGGACCUGGCACUCAGACCACUUCAUUAAGCUGAAGUGGUCUUGGUGCCUAUAGUGGUCCUUUAAUUUGUAAAUCUUAUUAAAUUGAUGUCUAUGUCCUUUCAUAGUGUAUAGUUCAUGGAGCUGACUGGUCUUGUGUCCUUGCAAAUAUGUCACUAAUAACUGCAACAGUUCUUAAAAAUUGAUGAAUCCAUAAGUACUUGUGUAAUGCGCAAAUGCCAUACACGUGUCCUAUUAAUUUUACCAUUUUUCCUAACUUUCUAUAUAUUAUUUCAAGAUUUGAGUAACUUCCUCUGUUUGUCAUCAAUGUAAUUAAAAAGCAAAAUCAUUAAAACUGUAUACCAAAAAAUAUUAAGCUUGCCCUCAAUGGACUUGCUUAGUUCCAGUCAAAUAGAACAAGCUCCAUAGUGUAAUAUGUAAGUAGGUAUUUGUACCAUCAUAUUCACUAAAGCUUAGUAAAGGGAAACAUGAAACAUGCAGAUGAGGGAAUAGAAUUUAAAAUCCUCAGAUUGAAUAAAAACAGGAAAUUAAAAUUUACCACAAACUCCCCCCUCCUCCCCCGCAAAAAAUGUUGAGCAUGUAUGACAAACAUGUUUCCAAUUUACUUAUGCUGACGCUGUUGACGAUCUUUGAUGUUUCUGUGACCUUCGAGCCACCACAUGUCACCAAACUGUGGAUGGUAGCCAAGCUGUCUUCGUAAUGCUGUAUGAGGUUAUAUUGCACUUUACAAUUGUAGAGAGUCCUCACAGAACAUACAUGCCAUUCUAUAACAUUGUUGUUGUAUUUUUGUAUGGUGGCUCCCAGCCUCGUUGCUCCUAGUUGCUGAAAAUGUUCACAUUACUAAUUCAAAAUGGCAGCCCCCAUUACGUGUUUCAUUUGGUCUAAUCAUAUUGAUUUUAUAUAAAUUUCUAUUUUUAACACAUAGCUCCAUGUACACUGUUUACAGGAUACACCAUAUGAACACAAAAAAUAGAUAGGGGACAUGCGUGUCUUAAUGUUUCAUAACUUUGCAAAUUUUGUGGUUUAGUGACCAAAUGUGUUCUUUAUUGAAUAUUUUUUGUAUUAUUAACACUUCAGCAUGUUCGGACAUCUGAAAUGCUAUUUGCGUCAUAUUUUAUAUAAAUAUAUAAUGAUGUAGCUAAAUUCUCAUGUUAGAACUAUUUUCGCAUGUUUUUUAGUGUUCCAUUAUUAAUACAUUGUGUUCUUUUCAAUCAAGUGACAGUUUCCAUCUAUGUUCAACCUUACUAUCCCAUUAGCACACUUUAUAUUUCAUGUGUUAACAUAUUUUUAUUUAGUUGUUGAAGUGUAAAUAAAUAAAGUUUAAUUUUUUAUUAACAAUAUACAUUUUAGGAUUAGUUUUUCGAUUGCACCUUUUGAGUACAUGGCCUGUUAUGUUUUAUUCAAACUUUUGUAGCCUUAGUAGUGUGUCAUCAUGUACUGAGCAAUAUUUCUUUCCAAACUUCUGUAGACCUAAUUAGUAAAAAUAAUAAGUAUGUAUUGCAAUUUAUGUAUACAUGCCGGUAAACAGACAUAACAGUCUGUGUUGCGUCUUGAUUCUGCUCAGAAAGUCUAUAGAUACAUUUUUAGUAUUUUCAUUGAUACACAUGCUUUGGUGUUCAGGGUCAAUGUAGUACUAGCUCAUUCUUCUUCCUCUAAAGCCCCCAAUCUCUGAUGUCUCUGGCUGUUUAAACUCACGCAGUGGCCAGAGGGAUAAUACCCGUUUUUUUGCCAUAUGUCCCGAUACUGAGAUGAUCAUCAGCACCACAGGACCCUCUUCACAUUUCCACUCCAGUGACUGAGAGGAUUCCCUUGACCCUCCCCAAUGGGAUGACCGACGAGACGCCGCCAGUCAAAGAACCCCACCGAAGGAGCAUUGUGAGAGCUGGCCCCUCUGCCAUACUCAAACAACCAGCACAAAAGCCACUCUUUUGUCUGACAUAACAAAGACUCAACACGUCUUACACAAUGGCAGAGUCUUAUCACAGUGAGCGUGGACUGUGUGAGGCAUCCAGAGCCUUACUUGGCCUCAGGAGCAGAAUAAAGUGCUGCUGUGUAAAGGGGAACAUGUUGCUGUAUCAACUUUCUGUUCAUCUAUUAAUUUUUAAUAGUGUAAAUUAGGUAUUUUUAUAUUAAGAAGCAACUCAUGAAUUCUUAAUUGCAUGUAAUUUUUCUUAGGGGACAUUUAAAUUAUGCCAGUUUUUAAUGCCAAAUAGUAAGUGUCCUUGCCUAUAGUUCGUUAUGGCUGACAAAGCAUCAUGGGAGUUGUAGAUCUAUGACAACUGGGUAUCCUCCUAUUGGCCACCUGUACUUCAAAUGUUACUUGCAUUGCUUUUCAAAUGUUCUGAUAAGUGGGCUAUACAUGUUAUAUCCCUAACUGAUCAGGAAAGUUGAUCAUUUGUACAGAUUUAGUAAGUAAAAUUUCCAUUGAAUCAAUUGUACUGUAUUAAAGGGACACUAAUCACCAAAAUCUCUUGACCUUAAUGAAUUGAUUUUUUAACGAUGAUAUUGCACUGCAUCCUUAGAUGUGAAAAUUGUGUUAUUUCUGAGAAUUACUGUUAACAAAAUGUAAACAAGUAUUAUUCGAUCCAUGCUAUUCAAUAAUUACAUUUAUUUGAUGUGCGUCCUCAGCAUGCAAAUUAUAUUGGUGCCAGAUGCUUGGUGAACAUGCAGUGCUUCUCUUUGAGAAACAUUGGUUUCAAUUAUUCUUGUUGAGAAGCAAUAGGUUGACAAAUCAUUGUGAUAACCACGCAUGCACCGUAUGUCUGCAAUGCUUCUCUAUUAGUUUUUUUUUUUUUUUGAGCUGGUUUAAAGAACUACAAUAGUGUUAGGAAUACACUAUAUGCACUUGUGAGUGUGUUUUCUACCAAUCACCACCUCUUCCCAUAUAUCAUUCAUACUGUACCAUUAGAUUCUCUUUCCUUUAUUUUUCAUGUACUUUGGAUUCCAUAUACCCCUAAGUUAAAGGGUGAGUGAGUAUUGCUUAGCGCUCCACUUAAAGCUUAAAGGUUUGAGGCUGGUUGUUACCUCUUCAAACACCUUAUUUACAUUAUAUACUACGCUUGGUGGAUAAACGAGAGUUCCACAACAGUUUUGCAGCAGCUUAAUUAACGACAUUUCUAACAAUCCUUUUUAAGCACCUAAUUGAACACACAGAACACUUUUCACUAGAUGCAUCGCUAUGAGACCCCAGCCAGAUCGACUCUCACAGAUAACCUCUUCAAAUGCUUCUCAUAGAGAGUAUAUUAGUGGAGUAGAGUGGGACUGGCCUCACAGGCACUUCUUGUCCCCAGUGCUCCUUUAUGGGAAGCAUUGGAUUGGACGAAAGAUAAGAGUUGGCGUGAUGUCACAGGAGGUGGAUCAGGUGCCUUCAGAGACUGGAUCUUAGUUCUGUAAGGAAAAAUGAUAACAUUAGUGGGGGGCAGAAUCUAAAUGUUGAUGCGAACACAAUACCGUUAGGAAUGCUGGUUUGUAUUCCUAACUCUGUAGUGUUCCUGUAAUGGUGUCUUUUAAAGUAUUUUAUUUUAAUUUUAUUUUUUUAUAUUUCAUAUUUUAAAAAGGGGAGCCAAGUAUUUUAAUCAAGCAAAGGAACAAAUUUUAAAUAUUUUUUUUGAGACUGUUCUUUUAAUACAGAAGCUGUGUUACAGUGAUGCAAAGUAAAUAGUAGAGAACACAAUGCUUCUAUAAUUACACUCAAUAAUUUCAUGUAAAUUCAUGGAAUGAUAUUAUUUAAGGUUGAUUAGUAUCUCUAUAAUGCCACAGCACAGCCUGCAAGUGAAGAAGCAGAUUACGUCAGUCACCAAUCUGCAGAGAGACAUCAUUUUUGCACAGAACAAACAUCAGGUUUGUCUGGAACAGAGAGCUGGAUUGCCUUAGUCACAUGUGCUACGGGUGCAACUAGACUCCCACGCUAAAGUGUAGAUUUCUCUAUAUAGACAUAAUUUCAAGCGGAAACACUGCACAUAGAGAUUGCUUGCUCCCAAAAGCAGAAGUGGUAAUGGAGGUUGGAGUAACUCUUUAAGUUACUCACUUGUUGGUUAUUAUUUUGAUUCUGAAAGGGUGUACCAGUUUGCAUACCUUCUUUGUGUCUGUUAAACCCUCAAUUUUACGUUAUGCUGGGAAUCGCCCAUUAGCGUCCGCACUGCCGCAGUAUAAUUUUUACUGAUGCCCAAACAGUAUAUGGUCUGGUCUUAAAAUAUACAGUUCUCUACUGCCAGUCAGUAGACUGUGGCUACCCUUUAUGAUUGUCUUUUGACUCACUCUUUUGAUGGUGUUUUUGAUAUUUCUUCUGGUUGUUUUUUUCCUCUUUUUCUUUUUUUAAUUUGUUUUACUUUUCUUUGAAAAUAAUCUGAAAAUCGAAGCAAAUUACUACAAAAAACUAAAAUAUGUGAAUCUCUGACAUUCGAGCCCAGCCCUGCUUCAGCAAAUUGUAGUUCUUUGUUACACACAAUGGUGUAUUCUGGUUUUGUGCUGCCCUAGGCAUGACAAAACUCAGGCACCCCCCCCCCAAAUUUCAAAAUUUCUCUUCCUGACAGACACGCCCUCACUGAUGCACUGACAUACACUCACAGAUACAGUCAUUGUCACACACACUGUUUAACCAACACACACUUUCACUGAAACAUACACAUUCACAGACAUACACAUACACACUCACUGACAAGACACACAUGCACACUCACUCAGUGUCAGACACACACACUGGGACACACAUAUACUCAAUGACAGAUACACACUGACAAACACACAUAUACACACUCACUGACAAGACACACAUGCACACUCACUCAGUGUCAGACACACACACUGGGACACACAUAUACUCACUGACAGAUACACACUGACAAACACACAUAUACAGACUCACUGACAAGACACACAUGCACACUCACUCGGUGUCAGACACACACACAUACACUCACUGAGAGAUACACACUGACAAACACACAUAUACAACACUCACUGACAGACAUAUAUACACUCCGUAAAAAACACAAAAAUUAGGUGCUCACUAUAUACUUUAAGGCAGCAGUAAAUCAAGGAUUCCCCAAAACCUUGUAAGAAUAGAGACAGAAGACAAAUACAAAAAAUAGAUAACCGCGCCUUAAAACACAGUAAUGUACAAAAAUGAAGCCAAAUAUAAAAAAUAUGUACAUACUUUUUUGUUAAAAGUCUAUGAAGUCUUUGGCUAUACAGUUCAAGAAAAAGGAAAAAGAGACAAUAAUAGUGCAGUAUGUCUUUAACACAGUGAAGUACAUUUACAUUUUUUAAAAAAGUUCAUUCCACCCAGCCUUCCUACCAUUGAGGGAAGAGCUCAGUGCAGAAUGUUCCCUCACCUUCCACCUACAACAUCAGGAGAUGCCAGCGUUGGUGAGGGGGGUGAGCGGAAGGGGCCCGAGGGGCCAGCUCUGGGUCCCCCAAGGACAGGAGCCUAGCAAGGCAUCUGCCAGGGCAAUUGGGGGCAGCUUUUUUUGCAGCCUCCCCUGAAAGUGCUGCCCAAGGCAAAUGCCUUGGCAGCCUCGCGCUAGAUACAGCGCUGGUUACACAUAUAAAAAUAUUUGGAUCUUGUAAAAAUAAUUUGCAGUGCUACACUGUAAGCGUAUUGGAUGCCUCUUAAAUUUAAGUUGUGGCAGGUCACUGCAGAUCCUAAUUCUCCAACAAAUUGCAUUAACCCUGUAGGUCUGUGCAGUUCAGCAGUGCAGAAAGGGCUCCAGCAAUCUAUACAACUUGUACCUUCUACCAUUGUACUGUGGGAGCACGCAGCUCAUGGGCACCCAUGCAAACAUUUGUAUGGGUGAGAACUUUAAAUUCCUCAUUAUAAUGUCAGAGGAAGAGAAGGUUUGAUUAGGUUGCUGGUGAAUCCUCAAAGCACUACUCAUAUUCUAGCACCAUAACCACUAUAAUAAGUUAUAGCAGUUAUGAUGCGUGGUGCCCUUUUAAAAUAUACAUGUUUUUGUUCACUCAUUAUUAUAGGUUUGCUUUAAAGUAUUCUUAUAUUUGUUCUUUGAUCUCGACCUAAGCGUAUGAAACUGUAUAGAAGCAUACGUUGCUAAAAUAUUGACUUCUAUAAAUAAACUCUGGUAUACAUUUUUAUGUGUGGAAAAUACAAUUAGUAAAGUACUACAGAAGACUAUCAACAAAAAUCCCCUAAUAGUAUCUCUGUUUUUCUCACCUCCAAUUGACAUAUAAAAAAAACAUUAUUUUUACAAUUGUUCCUGUUUGCGAAGAUUGCUAUGGUAAUUUUAGAUUUAAAGGCUCAUAUUGCCUGUGUGUUUUAGUAGGCGUUAUACACUUCAUGGCCAAAAAAAAAAGUCGCCACCUGGAUUUAACUAAGCAUAUAGGUAAGAGCCUCCUAUUGGAUAGUUACUGCAUGGGCGAUUAUCAACUAUAACGUGUUAAAGGACCACUAUAGUGCCAGGAAAACAUACUCGUUUUCCUGGCACUAUAGUGCCCUGAGGGUGCCCCCACCCUCAGGGUCCCCCUCCCGCCCGGCUCUGGAAGGGGGAAAGGGGUUAAAACUUACCUUUCUCCAGCGCUGAGCAGGGAGCUCUCUGCCUCCGAUCCUCCUCCUCUCCUCCCCGUCGGCUGAAUGCGCGCGCAUUCAGCCGGUCGCAUAGGAAAGCAUUAUCAAUGCUUUCCUAUGGACGCUUGCGUGCUCUCACUGUGAUUUUCACAGUGAGAAUUACGCAAGUGCCUCUAGCGGCUGUCAAUGAGACAGCCGCUAGAGGCUUUGGGGGAAGGCUUAACCCAUUCAUAAACAUAGCAGUUUCUCUGAAACUGCUAUGUUUAUAAAAGAAUGGGUUAAGCCUAGCUGGACCUGGCACCCAGACCACUUCAUUAAGCUAAAGUCGUCUGGGUGCCUAGAAUGGUCCUUUAACUUUUUUCAUGAAAUGCAUUUUUGUUUAAAUUUAUAUUAAUGGAACACAAACAUGUAUUCCUGAUCUUAUAGUGUUGAAACCACCAUUUAGGUGACUUGCCCCCUUUUGACCCCCUUAAAAAAUAACAAAAAAGUACCUUAUUUAGAGUAUAGUUUGGGUCUGCCGGCACUGGCCCCGCCCCAAUCCGCCAAGGAGGUGGGGCCAAACGCUAGCUUGGCCAAUCAACAUCUCCUGAUAGAGCUGCAUUGAAUGCAGAGCAUGGAGAUGCUAAACGUGUGCAGCACUGUUCCAGGAAGCACUUCCAGUGGCUACCUGAGGAGUGGCCACUGGAUGUGUCCCUAGGGAGCAACUCCUUUUCCUUGUAGUUGUUCUGGUGACUAUAGUGUCCCUUUAAAGAUUCCAUCAUCAUCCAAUCCAGCCUAGUUGAAAGAAGUACUAACAUUGCAAAUGAGGAGGAGAAAUGCAAACUUUGAGGGAUAUUUAUCAAGGCAAAACCAGUACUAUUUUGGUUGUAAGGUAACAGUUUUGUUUCCAUGGUGACUGCCCCUUAUUUAGCACUUUGCCCCAGAAAAGCACCUGGUUUUCUCCUGAUAAACCGUCCCAUUGUGUUUAUUUCUCCCGUUGACUUGAGAAAGUGAAAUGUUGCCACUCUGUUUGAUGGUUGAAUAAACCACCAUUUUCUGCUGUGCUGAGUGCUGAGUUUUCAUUCUUUUGAUUGUAUUGUGGUCUGUGGAGCAAUGACCUUAUCUGUGGCACCAAGGAUCUCUGAAGUUUGAACUAGCACCCUUACAAUCUGAAGUUUGAUCUAGCAUACUGCUAUUGUUUUAUAACAAAACAAUGAUUGACAGUUUGUGAAGAUGGAUGGGCCCAGUAGCAAGAUAAAGAGGUGUGAAUUUCUAAAUUUAUUUUUUCCCCAUUUUUCCCAAAUACUUAUUUGUUACAAAUAUAGAUAAGUAAACAUAAUAUUGAUAAUACUGGUGACAGUGACAAUUGCCAUAGAAACCAAUAAAAUCCUAAGGAACAUCCCAUUUUUGACUGCCACCUGUUUUAUCUGCAACUUUGAGCCAGUUUUAAUAGCAACAUGUUAAUCUGUCGCUUUGGAUCAGCCAGUAAGCCAUGGUAACUGACCGCACUACAGCCGUCUCUGUAUAUAUCUGUGUUGCAGCGUUGUAGGGGUUAAAUGAAAGCAGUAUAUAUCUACAUUUUUAAAGGAAAAGCUACAGGCAUGUUGCACACAACAUAUAAAUGUUGUUUUGAACUUACUUUGCACAUAGGACUAAACUUUUUUUUUACAACUUGAAGUUUAUUCGUGUUUUGGUUUAGUCAAUUGCAUAUCACAAAACAGUAUGGGUGGGGUAAGGGGGUACAAAAGAUAAAGGGAGGGGUGCAGGGUACAAGUUGCAGGUUACAGCGGUUGGUUUGUUAACUUUAUUACACAUUUUACACUUUUUACACUUUUUGAUGCGCCUCCUAGCCCCUUCAUGUUUUUGUUGUGAGUUCUACCCUUGUUUUGGUCUGUUUUAGUUUCGGGUACUAGAGUCUGUUUGGGUGAAGGUAUUUUGUUGCGUACCUAGCCAGAUUACUAAUUGCCUCGUUUCCCGGUGGUGUUUGUGCCUUGUUAUUAGGUUGCGGUUAUCCUUUUUUUUUUUUCCCUUCCUCUCUCUUCCCCCCUCUACUGCGAUUACAUGUUGGUGCUCGAUACUUCGCUAUGUAUCCUUUACUGUGUGGUGCGUUCAGCAUUCCCUGGCAUGGAUGAUUGGAAGGGGGACGGGGGGGACGAGGGGGCUGGUGUUGUAUCUUGGUACUCGUUUGCGGGUUUUUUGCCUUUUUCCCACCUCUCGUGGGCUUCCCUUAUACACGGGCGGGUUCCGAAUUGUGUCGUUGCCAUUAAUUCAUAAGACCAAUUAAGGUCCAUUUGCCUCAUCAACUCGGCUAUUGAUGGUGUUGUGGUUUGUUUCCAUAGCCUGGAUAUCAGCAAGUUCGCUGAUAUUAGUGUGUGGUAUAUAAUGACUUUAAGAUGUUUUGGGAUGUUGGUUGGUAACAUGAAUAAUAGGCAUUCUUGUGGUGUGUCCACCCUUAUAUUAUGCGUUAUGUCGUUCAGGAGUGUGGACACCGCUUCCCAAAAUGGGCUUAUUUUGUCACAGGACCACCAGAUGUGAAGCAUUGUGCCUACCUCCCCCCCGCACCUCCAGCACUUGUUACUUGUGUGCGGCCAUAUUGCAUGUAGUUUUGCGGGCACUAGGUACCAUCGAUACAUAAUUUUGCGCUGCAGUUCCAAAUGCGAUGCGCACGCUGUUAGUCCUCUGUGGACCGAGUAGGACCUCUCCCAGAUUUCCCUUGGGAAUGUCUGACCUAUUUCCCUGUGCCAGUCUUUCUUGAUCUGUUCUAGUGUAUGCGUUUGUGUUAAGGUUAACUUAUGGUAUCCCCAUGACAUUGAUUUCUUUAGUGGUGCUAUUCCUACACAUUGUUUUUCAAAAACCGUCAUGGUUGCUUCAUCUUCUAUACCCGGUUGUUUGCUUAGUUUGCCUGUUAUAUAUGAUUUGAGCUGCAGGUAGGAGAAUGUGAUUGUGGUGGGCAGUGUGUAUUCCGUUUGUAUAUCUGGUAGUGUUUUCAGUUUGCCUCUGUCAAUGACCUGGUAUACGUGGUGUAUUCCCCCUCUCUUCCAGGUGUCUUCAUAGGACUAAACUUUUAACCUAUUAAUUAUGUAACGGACAGUCAUAUUAAUAAAUUAUAGAGCCAUCAGAACUUGGCAUGGCAUUACCUGUUAUUAAACAUGCGGAAGGGAGCACUAAAUUUGCAUUGAAGUAUAAUUAAGAUAUUAUUUAUAGUCUGGUAUUUCUCAGCUGAUAAUAUAACAGUUGAUUGUUGUACAGAUUCCUUUCUUCAAUGAUUCAUCAUUUAGCUACAUACAAAACAGUGGUAAAGGAAUACUCUGUUAGGAAAACAUGUAUUCCUGACAGAGUAAUAUUGGGUUAAUUUUAAUAUCUGGCCGCCUGCUCAAAAUAUGUAAAGUUUUUUCACUAACUUAAUUUCCUCAGCUCAACAAUCUCAUGGCGUUUGUAGUUUCUCUGCUGGUUGAGACCAUCAAUACUGAUGAUUUCAGCCAAUCUAGUGCUUUGCCAGGCAGCACCAGUAAUCAUUUUUGCACUGAUAUUGAGCAUUUGUGUCUCCAUGGAAAGUGAGACUGUAGGUCCUUUAGUAUCUGGAAUAGCGCAUCCAGGAAGCCCCUCUAGUGUCUGAUUGCCGAAUGACCACCAUUCCAGGUGGCGUUAGGCAGCAAAUAAACACUGCCUUUACUCAGAAAAGGUUGCAUAUAUACUGCUCAGCCUGGAGGAACAGUCUCUUUGCCCCUGAACCACUGCAUUUAGCUGUAGUGCUGGUACAUAGUGUUCCUUUAAGGAAGUAAUUUCAUUCCAAAUGAAAUUCCUUGAAAUUGCCCCUGCUGUAAAGGGGAAUCUAAAGAACAGUAUAAGCCAUGUUCCAGGUUAAAAAAGUGCGUAUUACGUGCGUGCAGCUAGACUGCUAACUAUGUGCUAACUUUCCACGUCUAAGGUAUGUUGCCCAGCUACUACUAUUUUAACCCAUAUUCCAUUAUCAUCAAGAUAAUGAAUUGUAUGUUUAUUAAGAGUUAUGCAGAUCUAUUAAGCUCUUAUCAAAUAUCUGAAGGUCAUUAAAGUUUGGAAUAGGCACUUUAAUGACAAAAUUGUUGUGAUGACAGUGGCCAUAGUCAGCCCAUUAGUCAGUUAACGUAGUUAGAUGUUUUGUUUGGCUAUAAGGAAUAAUUAUCUGUGCCUUGGUGCUUGGCUAUUAUCAGUGUGUCACAAUAUGCCAGAAGCAACAAAUCAUUCAAGAUCUUGUCAUAUCUUUCCUAUUUCUUUAUUUAACCUUCUGGACAAACCAGCCUUUCUACUUUUUUCAUUUUACUGACUGCAAUUGCAUUUUUUUAAAGUGAUCUUUGUCCUGUGUCUGAACCUUCAUCCUGCUAGGACUUUCACUGCCACUGGUAUGCUCCUGUGUACAUUUGUGGCAUUACUGUCAUUCAUCUGUCCGUGAGGCCCCUUCAUGUAGCGGCAAAGAAUAUGUAAAAUAAGUUCAUCCAAGGACAGGCUGGGAUUAAUAGCUUGUUCUGCAGAAAUAUGCCUCACUCAAGAGCAUCCCACAUAUUAUUCAUUGUGCCAGUACAGAGGGAACAUUUCCAUGAGUGUAUAAGACAGUUCUUUAAAGGUGGCAGAGGUACAACAUUCCAAGCAUGUUCACAUUGCAAAAAGGAUCUUUCAAUGUCAAACAUCAAUUUCUACCCGUCAUAGACCUCAUUGGUGAGAUGGACUCUCUAAACACAGGGAAAGGUGAGAAUUUGCAAGUGACAGCAGUGACAGUUGAUGGCAAAAUGUUUCUUCUUGGGUGAAACACAUUUGAUAGCUAUGCAGGAGUUAGGAAUCUCACCAUGCAUGUGUGAGAAGAUCCCAUGUAUAUAAUACUAAAUUAUAUAUAACUAACUGAAGAACUAUAUAUAAUAUAAAUAUAACAUAACUAUUGUUACAAAUGAUGAGAAACUUAGUAUGGAUUAAUUUAUGGAUUCGGUGGCAUUGCAGCUGCCAUCAGCACCUUACUUUGUAACCUGCAUAUAAUUAGUCCAAAUUUGUUAAAAUAUUUAUGAAAAGUUGUUGUUUUUUUUAAUCACAUAGAAUCAGUCCCUUUAAAGCGGGAUGUAAUUUAGCAGUACCUGCCAAGCAUCCUGCAUUUGGAGGAUAUUCCCAGAAGGGGACCAGUGUCAUGCUACCAGCCAUUUUUUUUGCACCCCUCUUGUCUGGAAAAUAAUUAUCCAAAAGUGCAUUGAACAGUCAUGAUGAUUUCUAGGGUAGAGGGCAAGUGUCUGUUGGUUGAAAGGAAAUUGAUAAAAAAUAUAUAAAAUUGUGCAGUGAAACUCGGUUCUGUUGCGUGGUGAUCAACUUUAUUUGAAAAAGCAGGGUACCCCUCCCUCCUAAUCCAAUAAAUGUAAAAUAGUCUUGCAUGAGAGUACAAAAUAGGAUCUAUGAACGGUCACAUGAUUUUGUACAUGCAGAUACCAAUGUCAUCACAAGACUGGGAAUGCAGACUAGCAAUGUCAUCGGUUUCUGCUGCACAUCGAAUAAAAGGGGAACCUAGUACUGCCCAUCGAGGAUUGGAUAUAUGUGGCUGUCAAAGCUACUUGAAGCUCCACCCUUUGCCAUAUCUUUCCCAAAACCACGUUUUCUGUAAGGCAAAAUAGUCCCUAGGCUUUUCCUCAGGUAAAUUCUAAUCAUUAAAGCGCACUGUCCCUUUUGAGUUUUCCAUAUAAAUCAAUGACUGCGUUAAAAUGUUCAUGUCUUUGAUUUCUACAGAAAACUCAAAACGGACUGUAAUAUAAGAAUUACACCCUGUUCCAAAUUAUUAUGCAAAUUCUAUUUAAGUGUCACAAAGAUUACAUUUUUUUUAUUUUCAGUUUAAAUCAUGGAUGGCAUUGUGCCUCAGGGCUCUUUUGAUCACUGAAAACAAUCUCGGACACCUGUGAGCCCAAUUUAAGGAAAAACUACUAUAGGAGGGUGUUCCACAUUAUUAAGCAGAGCACCAUUUUCAUGCAAUAUGGGGAGGAAAAAGGAUCUCUCUGCUGCCGAAAAGAGGGAAAUAGUUCAAUCCCUUGGACGAGGUAUGAAAACAUUAGAUAUUUCACGAAAACUUAAGCAUGAUCAUCGCACUAUUAAGAGAUUUGUGGCUGAUUCAGAGCACAGAUGGUUUUGCGCAGAUAAAGGCACAUUGAGGAAGAUUUCUGCCAGAUCCAUUCAUCGGAUCAAGAGAGCAGCUUCUAAAAUACCAUUACAUAGCAGCAAACCGAUAUUUGAAGCUGCUGGUGCCUAUGGAGUCCCACUGACAUCAAGGUGUAGAGUCCUCCAGAGUCUUGCAACUGUGCAUAAACCUUCUAUUCGGCCACAACUAACCAGUGCUCACAAGCAGAAACUGCUGCAUUGGCAGAAAAAUACAUGAAGACUAAUUUUCAAACAGUCCUGUUCACUGAUGAGUGCCGUGCAACCCAGGAUGGUCCAGAUGGAUGGAGUAGUGGAUGGUUGGUGGACGGCCAUCCUGUUCCAACAAGGCUGCGACGUCAGCAAGGCGGUGGUGGGUCAUGAUUUGUGCCGGAAUCAUGGGAAGAGAGCUGGUCGGCCCCUUUAGAGUCCCUGAAGGUGUAAAGAUGUCCUCUGCAAAGUAUGUGGAGUUUCUGACUGACCACUUUCUUCCCUGGUACAGAAAGAAGAACUAUGCUUUCCGUAAUAAAAUCAUCUUCAUGCAUGACAAUGCACCAUCUCAUGCUGCAAAGAAUACCUCUGCAUCAAUGGCUGCUAUGGGGAUAAAAGGAGAGAAAGUCAUGGUGUGGCCUCCAUCCUCACCUGACCUCAAUCCUAUUGAGAACCUUUGGAGUAUCCUCAAGCAAAAGAUCUAUGAGGGUGGGAGGCAGUUUACAUCCAAACAGCAGCUCUGGGAGGCUAUUUUGACAUCUUGCAAACAAAUUCAAGCAGAAACUGUCCAAAAACUCACAAGUUAAAUGGAUGCAAGACUUGUGAAGCUGCUAUCAAAUAAGGGGCCCUAUGUUAAAAUGUAAUGUGACCUGUUAAAAUGUUUAUAAAGUUCAGAUGUUGUUAUGAGUUUGAUUGAAAUAGCUUUUGAUUUCAGUAAAUAUGCUGCAAACACAACAAAUUCCAAUUUUCAGUUUUUUACAACCUAUAAAGUGUUUUGAAACUUACUGUGCGUAAUAAUUUGGAACAGUACAUUGUAAGUUGUUUUUUUUUUCACAUCAGAAUAUGGUAUUCGUUAUUUCAUUUCUUAAGUAAUCGUAAAUGAAGUUGUCAAAUACCAAUCAUAUAUCAUUAUAUGUUUUAUUCAAUUUCUCUUUAACUCUCUAUCCUUAUCCGCUUUAUUUCUGUUUCAUUCUUUUAUCUUAAGACUAUUACAAUUUUAUUAAACAAUCAAAUACAUAACAAACUAACUAACAAACAUUUACUCGGUUCUCGGUGCAAGAAAAAUAAAUAAAUAAUAAGGUCCCUUAUUAGGCUCGAGGGAGGGGGCUCAAACGUUUCCCUAAACAGAUGUAAGCCAUGCGGUUAGAUAAAAAAAAAAAAAAAAUAUAUAUAUAUAUAUACAGAGCAAAUCCACUAUGAAAAGAACGGAUAGUGAGGGAAACUUCCUUAUUCAGGGUCCAAUUUUUUAAUCCAUUUAUCCCUGUAUGUGUAGUAAUGGCCCUUAUUUGGUACCAAAUUAGUAAUGGCCCUUUCCAUUUUCCAUUGAAUAAUUCUUUGAGCAUGGAUCUUAGACCUCUGUCUACCUUAGGGGAUUUCCAAUUCCUGGCUAUUGAGGUUUACACCGCCAUUAGGAUGUGAAAAAUAAUAGGUCUAAAUUCUUUAUUGAUACCUGUCAUAUCCAUAUGUAAUAGGGCCAUAAUUGGGGUCAGCUCAACCCUUAUUUCAAAUAAAACUGAUAAAUAUUGGUUUAACAUAUCCCAUAAAGGUCUAAUAUUUGGACAAUCCCACCAAAUAUGUUUGAAGUCUGCAGUUAGUUCAUUGCAUCUCCAACAAUUUGGUGGGGCUGUAGGAUACAUUAUUGCUAUUUUGUAGGGGGUAUUAUACCAUCUGUUUAGUAUUUUAUAAUGAGUUUCGUGUAUAUUUAGACAAUGACCAACUUUAUAUAUCGUAUUAAGAGAGUUAUUCCAUUCUUUCAUAGUUAUAUCCUUUGCUAGAUCUUGAUUCCAUUUAAUAAUUGCUGAGGGAAUUGAGUCUUGUAAAUAAUUUUUUGGCAUUUUUUUGCCAAGUGGGUAUAGUCUGACUGCUCGUAUAAGUCUGAGAGAAGCUUAACUGAUGGAUCUAGAGGGUUAGAUCUUAAAAAUAUAUUUAAAAAGGAUUUUACCCUAAUAUAAAUAAACCAAUCAUUAGAAGGUAUAUUAUAUUCAGUUUGGAGUUGUUCGUAAGAUUUUACUCUAUUUCCUGUCAUAAGAUUAGAUAUCGUUUUUAUACCUCAUCUGGUCCAGAUUUCUAAAUUUAUAUCUGUCAUUAUAUCUGCCAGUAUACUUAAGUUUAUGCCGGGGAUUAUCUUCUUUUUUAGCCCAAUUUUUUUUUUUUUAAAUAGAGACCAGGUGGGAAAAAUUUGUUGGACUGUCAUUGAUUUUGAAUUUUUAAUACAAUUAUUUGUUUCUUUAUCCAUUGACCAUAGGAGAGUACUAUAGUCCCUGUCUCCCGAGGUCAGAAUCUGUUCACUUUUGUACCAAUAUUCAUUUACAGAGUCUUCCUUAUUUAUCACUAAGACAUUCGCUAAUAUUUUAGCUUGUGCAAUGUCUUGUAUAAUUGGAAUACUCAUACCUCCUUCAUCUUUUUUCCUAGACAUAUCUUUUUUAAUUCUGGGUUUCUUGCAUGCCCAGAUAAAUUUAGUAAAUAAUGUUUGAAUUAAUUCUAACCAACUGUCUGGGAUCUUAAUAGGAAUCAUCAAUAUACGAGAAUUUUGGUACAAUAUAUGCUUUUAAUGUAUUUAUUUUCCGUAACCAGGAGAUUUCCAGAGUUUUCCAUUUCUUUAAGUUAAGAUUUGUUUCUUUAACCCCUUAAGGACCAAACUUCUGGAAUAAAAGGGAAUCAUGACAUGUCACACAUGUCAUGUGUCCUUAAGGGGUUAAUUAAGGGAAGAAUAUUAUUCUCUAACCAUUUCUUUGGAUUUUUGGAAAUUAUUAUACCCAAAUAAUUAAAAUAACUUUUUUCUAUACUAUCAAUUUUAUUUUGGGAUGUAUUUAAAUAUAGCGCUGUAGAUUUCUCGUUAUUUAUCUUAUAAUUAGAGAAGUUGCUAUAAUUUCUGAUAGUAUCAACCACAUGGUCAAUGGAGUACUCAGGUUUCUGGAUAGUUAUCAGUACAUCAUCAGCAUAUAACUUGAUUUUUUGGUUAUUACCUUCUCCAAAUCCUUUAAUUCCAUGAUUAGAUCUUAUAUCUACUGCCAGGGGUUCAAUUGAUAAUAUAUACAGUAAUGGUGAUAAGGGACAUCCCUGGCGUGUACCAUUGGAAAUUCCAAACCAUUUUGACUUAAUUCCAGGCCCCACGGUUCUACCUUGGGGAUCACUGUAUAGGGCCAUUAUUGCACUAAGUAUCUCACCCAAGAACCCGAAUGAUACUAGGGACUCUCUGACAAAAGCCCAGCUGACCCUGUCUGCAUCCAAUGACAGGGUCAGCAUGGGUAUACACUCCUCUCUAGCUUGUUCCAGCAUCCCUAUCAUAUUUCUUAUAUGGUUAGUAGAGAGUUGUCCCGGGAUAAAUCCCACCUGUUCUCUAUGUAUUAUAUGGGUGACUACUCAUUUGACUCUAUCAGCCAAUAUUCCCGCAGAUACCUUGAUGUCUGUAUUUAAGAAAGAGAUCGUCCGAUAGCUCUCUACAUUCUCUGGGUUCUUACCAGGUUUUAAUAUUGGGGCAAUAUUGCCUUUGAGCAUUUCCUGUGGGAUUUUGUUUUUUAAUAUAAAUUCAUUAAAAGUAGUCUCUAAAUAUGGGGAUAUUUCUUUUUUAAGUAAUCUAUAGAAGAUCCCUGUAAAUCCAUCUGGACCUGGCGCUUUAUUUGGCUUCAAAGUCUCUAUACGAGUGUAUAUUUCUUGUAAAGAUAUUGGGGCAUUCAAUUUUUUCAAUUGGGAAUCUGAGAUCUUUGGUAAAAUCUUAUCUUUAAAAUAGUCUUCUGGGUCAGAUUGAUUGUGCAGUAAAUUAUAUAAUGAAUGGUAGUAAUCAUUGAAGGCCCUUCUUAUUCUCUCUGGGGAUAAGCAGGUCUCACCUUUAUAUGUAAUUUUAGAGAUUUUUUUUGUUUAAUUUCUUUCUUGAGUCUGUUGGUUAAUAAUCUAUCUGCUCUGUGUUUUACUAACCUUCAUUAUUAAUAAUUCAUUAAUCCUAUUUUGUAGCAUAGAAAUUCUAUUCGACCGCUGCAUUGUAAGUUUUUUAUGUUUAAAAAAAAUACUGUUAUCAUUAAGAGGUUUGUUCAAUAAAAUUUGAAUUGUACUCUUAAUAGUUGAUAACAUGAGAAUUAUGCUGAAUGUUAUUUACAUCAAUUAUUUAGGUAAAUGAGAAAAAUAUCAUUUGCAUAAUAAUUUGGAACAGGGUGUAUAUGAAUAUUGCUUAAGGGCAACCCUGUUAUAGUGUAUAAAUAGGUAAAUGAGGGACAAUGUAACACAUUCCUUGUUUUGCGUUCCUAAUAUUUCUUCUUAUAAUUGUAUCUGAAUUAUAUUAUGAAAUCGCUAAACUGGUUGGAAAGGUAGUUGAUACCUGGAAUUAAUAAACUCUAGUAAAGCUAUUAAACAGGUUGCCAGUGUUAGCUCAUACAUAGGCACUUUAUCUCUUGGGAGCUUUAUUUUCACAUCCAUAAAAUUAGCAGAAAAUUGAUUAGACAUACACCAUGGAUAACAUAAGCUCCAAUUCUUUUUUUUGGUGUUUUAGAUUAGUCUAUUACACAAUCUUUGUUACUGACUUUGUAGUGUUAGUUACUUACUGUUUCUAAAGUGCAGUUCAGUGAGUGUGCAAUUAAUAUCACACGGUAAAUGAACCAGUCUGCUGUUAAUUAUUUUAUUUGUAAACAUUGAUCACAACAUUAAAACCACUGACUGGUAAAGUGAAUAACAUUUAUUAUACUUUUACAAUGUCAAGAGGUGAGAUAUUUGAGGCAGCAAGUGAACAGUCAGUUCUUGAAUUUCAUGUGUUGGAGGAAAAAUGGGCAAGUGGAAAGAUCUGAGUGACUUUGACAAUGGCUAAAUAGUGCUGACUAGACGACUGGGUCAGAGUAUCUACAAAAUGGGACGACUUGUGGGGUGUUCCUGGUAUGCAUAUCGCAGUAACAGAAAUUGUGCAAGGAAAGACAACUGGUAAACUGGCAUCAGGGUCAUUGGUGCCCAAGGCUCAAUGAUGCACUUGGGGAGCAAAUGAUAAAUUGUCUGGUCCGUUAACACAGAUGAGCUAUUGUAGUUCGAAUUGGUGAAAAACUUAAUGCAGGCCAUGAUUAAAAGGUGUCAGAACUCAGAGUGCUUUGCAGUUUGCUUUGUAUGGGACUGGGUAGACAAAGAAAGAAGUAUGAACUAUGGGAAGAUGGCAGGCCCGCAGAGGCAUUGUUCUGGUGGAAAGCCUUGCGUCCUGGUAUUCACGUCGAUGUUACUUUUUUUAAGAAAUGGCAGUGUCUUACAUUGUCAGGCAAGAGACAAGGUCUCUUGCACCAAAGCGACUACAUUAAGAUGUAUUGGUUUUGUUGCUUAUAGUGUAUUUUUAAUGCAUAUUUUAUGAAAUAGAAAAAAUUGCCCAUGUCUAUGCUUUAAAUACAUGGUCUCACAAUUCGCGUAUGAAAUAAUGGGCACACCAUGAAAAAAUUUACAACAAUACACACAAACAUAAACUUAUGUCUGUGGUUCAUGUGCUAAAAUAGAUGUCAUGGAUGACAACCUCAUCAGACAGAAGUAGACAAUUCAUAGUCUUCUAGUAAGAGAUAAAUUGUGCAAAUAUUACAAGCACGAACUUGAGCAGUGUUUCUUAUCAGAAUGGUACCUGUGUUUGUGCUUGGCAUGUGUGAAUAGCUCCCCCAUGCAUUGACAGUAGGUAACACUGUAACUUAUUCUGAUGCCUUUCAAUCAAAAUCGGUGAGGUAAGGGAGGAGUAAACGUAAAACAUGAUUUUUAUUAUUUUUUUUUUACUAUUCUGCAUUGUAUAUUUUCCAUGUAUAUAAAUAGUGAUUAUAGUUUGUUUUUUUCCUUUUUCUCUCCAUAUUCUCAAUAACUGUAACAGGACCUAUAACCGCAGCUAUAAGCCUAUUCCAACCACUUAACCCAUUGCCGCCUGAAUCCAUCUUGGGUUACAGAGUGCACACACUAGGUCAACAUGUCCCUGUACCUCCUCCACUGGCAUGACUGUGUCCAUCUGGAGAACACUGUGCACAGGCCAAGUCACAAAACUAAGAAUGAGACUGUCGGUAAAUUGGCGAAUUGGUGGCAACGGCACAGCUGCUGUAAGCUUAUUCACUGUUCCACUCGUCCUUUGAUGAAUGGAAUUACUGCCUGGGGAUGAACUAUAUACCACAUAAUCCCUUGCUGUAAAGGAGUUCAUGGGAUACAGCAGCCCGUGGGUGUACUUGCUUUUACUUCAUUUCUACUUGCUGUGUGGACAUUGACUCUCCAAAUGGUGCCUUCCUACGUGUUCACUGCUUGCAAUAAAUUUGACAUUUUACAAAAAUACGAAUCCUUUGCAGAUAUUUGGGUCAGUGGUUCUUAACCCUUGAGUCCAGACUGGGGUUCCCUGAGUGAUUUUUAAUGGGUCUUCAUUACUUGGAACUUCUUCAUCUAUUCAUCGUGCCCCAGGAAAACUUACAUCAAUAGAUUACAUUUUGAAACAAGCCUUCUAGGUGCCAUUUAAACCUUUGACAUGGACAAGAGUCUAACAAAUGGUGUUUUGCAAAGUUAAUUUAGUAGACAUUAUAUUGCAUAUGGGCAAUGGGUCACUGAGCUAAUUUUACAAUGGAAGAGUGCAUCGCCAACACAAUUCAACAUGCGCUGUUUGAAACAAUGUCAAAAAAGGUUAAGAACUACCUCAAAAAGUAAUACUUUAAAACAUUCAUUCUUAAAUUUCAGUCAAAUUAAUUAUUUCCUGGGAAAGUUGCAAGAAACUUAAAAAACAGCUUUUAAAAAAAGUGAACGAUACCGCAAGACACCAAACACUUCCGCAAUGUAACACGCUUAUGUAUACCGUCUACGACUUCAGCAGCUUUUAUGGCACAUUAUGCUACAUAGUAACUCAGCAGACAUGGUUUUCAGUGUGACAAGUCAAGUGCCUGUUCAGAAUCUUUUGUCACAUUGUAACUACUUGAAGUGUCAUGUUCAAGAACAGAGCGUCUAUAAAGCAGAUUAGUGAUGGCUCCCAUGUGUAUUGUUUGAGGUUUUCUGAAUCAGCAGGAUGGGCUCACAGAGAGAUUGUAUACACCACUCACUCAUUCAGACACCAGGCAGUUACUUCAUCAUCCACAUCUUUAACUUUAAAAUCAAGUGUCUCCAGCUUUUUAUUGUUUAAUACCUUAAAUCCAACUCAAUCUACUUAAGCUUUUUGGCUAAUGCCACUCAGUUUAAGGAUACAUGGGUUUUUAAAGAAAUAUAUACAAUAUGGGCAAAGUUAUUGAAGCAUUGGACAGGUGACAUGCGUUUGCAUGUUUAUAUUAAAGGAAUAAUCUUUAAGUCUUCACUCAGGUUGUGCCUGUCACUGUCUCCCUGUUUAUAUUGUGUUAUAAUUGCAGGCAUUUUAAAAAAUCACUGUAACUAUAAACCUAGGCUUAAUGAAGCGGUUUUGGUGUAUGGAUCAUGCCCCUGCAGUCUCAGUGAUCAAUUAUCCGUUUUUUUAUGAGUUAAAUCACUUUGUUUAUACAGCCCUGGUCACACCUCCCUGCAUGUAACUUGCACAGCCUUCCUAAACACUUCCUGUUAAGAGAAAUCUAAUAUUUAAACUUCCUUUAUUGUACAGCCGGUUUAAUUUAGACUUUAUCUCCUGCUCUGUUAAUAGAAUUCUAGACCUUGCAGGAGCCUCCUGUGUAUAAUUAAAGUUCCUUUUACAGAGCAGGAGAUAAAAACUUCUAAAGUAAGUUAAAGUCUAAUUGAAAAUGAAACCAUUUUUUUUUCAUGCAUGGUUGUGAGUCACAGCCAGUGGAGGUGUGGCUAGGGCUGCAUGGACAGAAACAUACGUGAUUUAACUCCUAUAUGGCAGAGAAUUGAGCAGUGAGACUGCAGGGGCAUAAUCUAUUCUCAAAAACUGCUUAAUUAACCUGCCUAUAGUAUCCCUUUAAUUCUGCUUAAAUAUAUAUUUGUACUGUUUGAAGAGGAUGUACAACAGGAGCUAUAGUUAAGCCAUUAGCUUGUCCUCAUUCUACAGUUGAACUCUGGCAGUUGUACACUUGCCAGAAAAUCUUGCUAUGCAAAGAUUUAUAAGGUAAUCGCAGUGCUACCUUAGAAGAUUAUGGGAUUGUGGAGAUUGGCGGAGGACACAGAAUGCAGAGCUACAAAACGUAGAUAUUCACAGCUAAUUUUGGAACUUCAACUGAGAAUAUACAUGUUGUUUGUUUUUACAACUAUUACAGCACAUUUUCAGUAAAAUACUUUUAAAAAAGACCUGAUACCAAAGUGAAUUGUUUAUACAGUUGAAAAGUAAAAUGUAUAGACCUAGACUGUUAUUGGUAUAAUAUGUAAUGCAUACUUAUAUUGGUGAGAUUACUGUAUGGGUGGUAAAAGAUAACUAUUUCUAUCCAUGGUAUAUGUUUACCUAUUAAAAUAGUUAAUGUCUCACUUGGAAUGGCUUUUUGCAUUUAUUCAUCCUAUCUGUGCUCACCUUUUUGAUUAUUUGGUUAAAGGGACACUGUAGUCACCAGAACAACUACAGCUUAUAGUAUUUGUUCUGGUGAAUAUAAACAGUCCUUUCAGAAUUUUUGCAGUAAAUUACUGUUCUGUUCAGAGAAAAUGCAAUGUUUAAAUUGCAGCCUAGGGAUAACUCCAAUGGCAACUCCUUAGAUAGCUACUUUAGGUGCUUCCUGGGGCAGUGCUACACAGUGUGCAGCACCGACAUUCAGUGUCUCUACCCUCUGCAUGGAGACACUAAACUGUUUUCUCAUAGAGAUGCAUUGAUUCAAUGUAUCUCUAUGAGAAGAUGCUGACUGGCCAGGGCUGUGUUUGAUUUGUGCUGGCUCUGCCCCUGAUCUGCCUACUUGACAUUCUCAGCCAAUCCAAUGCUUUCCUAUGGGAUUGUCUGAGAAUAUCACUUUUGAUGAUGUCAGCCAGAGAGGCAAAUCAGGGACAGAGCCAGCACCAGCAGACUGGAAUAAAGGUAAGAUUUUACUAUAUUUAGGGUGGCAAGGGAUGGUGGUAUCAACACUAUAGGGUCAGGAAUACAUGUUUGUGUUCCUGACCCUAUUAUGUUCCUUUAAAUGUUCAUUUGGUGUUCGGAGGCUGUCUUUUUUGUUUGGGCAUGACUUUGUACACAAUUUAAAUAUUAUAUGGUUUUCUAAGAAAUAUACAUACUUUUGACUGCAUUUUUACCUGCUACAACCUUUUCUGAAAAGUUAUUCUCAUUUUAAAAAUAAAUAAAUAAAAUACAUAAAUAGAAAGUAGCAUGACUUCCAUUUAGAAUAUAACACAUUUUAUUAGUACAUGAACAUUGAAUCAAAUUAUAUAAAUUUAAACAGAUUCUUUAUUUGUUCAAUCUUUACAAACCUGUUUUGAGAAGGAAGUAUUAGUGACACAGCUUCCUGAAAAUACCAUGGGAUUAAAACAAAAUAAAAAUACUAUUAAUGGCCACAAAUAGUAAGUACAGUUUAACCAAGUAUCUGUACUAAAAAAAUCAACUCUCCAUUAACCAUGGCAAGUAAAAAUGCAUCAUCAUCUUUUUGUUAAAGGAACACCAUAGUGUUAGGAAUACAAAUAUGUAUAUGUAAGGGUUAAAAAGGUGAGUUUAUUUCCAUUUUCUCCCUCACAGAGCUGGCCCUUGGGUGCCACUCCACCUUUUUGGCUGAGAUCAUUGAGAGGAAAGCAUUGGGAGGCUUGAGCGCAUGUGUAGUACCCUGAUGCGCUACGCCAAUCAAAUGUGAUUUAUGAGACCAUCUGACUUAAAUUGUGGAGUUUUGAAGUGCUUCUAGUGGCUGUCAGUAUGUAGGCUAACCCUGCAAUGAAAUAAUUGCUGUUAAAACGAUAGGGGGACAUGGCAUCCAGACCACUUAAUUGAGAUAAAGUGGACUGGGGGUAUAUAGUGUUUCUUUAAAGCAUCAUGGAUGCAUUAAAUAGCUAGUUCCAUGGCAACAUGAAACUAUUUUUAUUCAGUAACCUCCCUCAUCAAGUAAAAGAAUAUUUACUAGAUAGUGUACCACUUACGUGAGAUCUGAGAGAGAGAAAAAAAACCAACAAAGUGACACAACCCAAUUUCUGUUCCCAAUCCACUAAUAUGUAUGUAUUUUCUCUAGCUACUCCCAAUAAGUAUCUGUUAAAAAUAAAUACAUAUGUCUUGCUUGUUUUCGUUCUUCAGUAACAGAAACAUGGCCAAACAGAAGUUUAUAAAAAAAAUAAUUAAAAAUUCACCCUCCAAAAAACAAAAUAAUAAUUCAAACCCAUUUUCGAUGUACCUUGUAGUAUGGGAUAUUAUUUAUGUUCAAUUUAGUAUUUUUUAUUUUAAAUUCCACACAUAUUUAAGGUAUGCUAAAUAAUUAUAAUUUGAGGGAGGAAAAUAUUUUAUACAUACAUUAAACGUAAAAUGUGAUAUAAAUAUAUAGAAACAUAGAAACAUAGAAUGUGACGGCAGAUAAGAACCAUUCGGCCCAUCUAGUCUUCCCAAUUUUCUAAAUACUUUCAUUAGUCCCUAGUCUUAUCUUAUAGUUAGGAUAGCCUUAUGCCUAUCCCACGCAUGCUUAAACUCCUUUACUGUGUUAACCUCUACCACUUCAGCUGGAAGGCUAUUCCAUGCAUCCACUACCCUCUCAGUAAAGUAAUACUUCCUGAUAUUAUUUUUAAACCUUUGUCCCUCUAAUUUAAGACUAUGUCCUCUUGUUGUGGUAGUUUUUCUUCUUUUAAAUAUAGUCUCCUCCUUUACUGUGUUGAUUCCCUUUAUAUAUUUAAAUGUUUCUAUCAUAUCCCCCCUGUCUCGUCUUUCCUCCAAGCUAUACAUGUUAAGAUCCUUUAACCUUUCCUGGUAAGUUUUAUCCCGCAAUCCAUGAACCAGUUUAGUAGCCCUUCUCUGAACCCUCUCUAAGGUAUCAAUAUCCUUCUGAAGAUACGGUCUCCAGUACUGUGUACAAUACUCCAAGUGAGGUCUCACCAGUGUUCUGUACAAUGGCAUGAGCACUUCCCUCUUUCUACUGCUAAUACCUCUCCCUAUACAACCAAGCAUUCUGCUAGCAUUUCCUGCUGCUCUAUUACAUUGUCUGCCUACCUUUAAGUCAUCAGAAAUAAUCACCCCUAAAUCCCUUUCCUCAUAUAUAAUAUGUAUAGUUUUUGCCAGAUUAUUAUGUGAUCAUCCCUUCACUUCUGCCAAAUGCGAGCGUAGUAGUGUUUCUCAUGAAAAACAGAUAUGUGACCUGGUUAGAUCUGAGGGUCUUUUUAGUAAAACACGAGAAGUAUGGGAAAAUCUAGAAGCAGUUUACUUUUUAUGGCAAGCCUUUUCAAAGACAUGUUUUUGUGUUUUGUUUGUCUUCUAGUACUUUAGCAACACUACAAGUACUGUAGUCAAAUGUUCCCUUUCUGAAACUGUCCUUUUUGUGUAUUUUUUCAAAUUGUGUAACAAGGGAUUACAUAUGUUUUUCCUUCUUAUUUUGUGAAGGAAAAUGAGAAUAAAGCAAAACAAAAAGUAAAUUUUUCUGUAUUUUUUUUUUUAUCCAGGUAUAUUUUAGAUAGUAAAAUAGAAAACCUAAUCAAAGUUAUUUACUAAAGGCAGAAUAAAAAGUGAAUUUUAUAUUUAAAACCAUAGUGUCUGGAGUGAAAGCAUUGCAGUCUUAGAAAUAUUUCCAGGUUGGCUAUUUAGGCAUCAAAUUUUUUUAAUUUACUGCGAAUUCUUACCAUAGCAAAUAACCCUUAAAUUCUGGAAACUUUUGUUUGUAUGAUUUUGAAAAAGUAUUGGUUCAUGCACGGUUUGCUCUACCUUAUCAUAAAGUAACAAUUUUCUUUCUGGGCGGUGUAUUUUUGCACAUUUAAGCAAAAAAUAAUUUAUUUUAAAGAGUAUUUUUUUUUUUUGAAAAAAGAGACAACACCCUCACCCACCCAAAAACACAACAAUAAAAUAAUAUGUUUUUUGUGAUCUCUGAAAGAAAAAAUAAACAAACAAAAAAAAAACAACCUAAAAAUUCUGUUUUAAUGAAGACACAAGAAAUUCCUAAAUUAACUUUGACACACUUGUGACAAUGCUUGGAAGAGGCUCGGCAGCUACAGGGUUAAUUAAUUGACCUGCCUGGUGCUGCUAAGAUAUCAACUGCCAAAACUCCAGGCUAGCUAUUAUUAAUUUGUGUUAAGAAGAUAAGCUAAACAAAUAUGAUAACAAUCAGUGUAAAGCUGGCCAGUCUUUAUGUGAUCUAUGAAAGUGUAAAGAAAUUUAAAUUCACUUUAAGAUAUAGCUUUCCUAUAAGAUGGUCAAUCACUGGGUUUAUCACUAAGCAGGGAAUUGCCACAAUUUCACUGGCAAUAUUGGUACAGUUCUCCAGACUUCAGCUAUUUUGCAUUGGUAUUUGCUAUUCUGCAGUCAAUUACUAAGAAUGAGUUGUUUAGUAAAUAGCCCUUUUUCUUGCUCUGCGAUAUAUUACUGGCCUCUAUGGCAGGGACAGGGUUAAUGCGAAUGCCUCUGGUGCUAACAUUCUGUCCUCACGCCUCUGAUUAAUGCUUCAUGUCAAUUAUUUACAGACCCAGUCUUGCUGUGGAAGUUCCCCGAGGAUUUCUCCGACCAGGUUGGUAACAUCACAGAGAGGUUUGAUUUUGUUAACAUUAAAAUCCCAGCAUGGAACGGUGAAUGUAAUGAUGUGUACAGCCUGCAGCUUCUGCCAGGAUCCCUGGAGUGCCGCCACGAAUUGGGUGUUGCACGUACAUAAUGAUAUAUAUAUGAGUGUGCACAGAAUACACAGUGCGAUACAUAGAUAUAAACAGUUAUUUGUAAAUACACACACACAAACACACAUUUACUGACCCAUAGAGACUUUGGAGAAAAACUCACACUGGUUUAUAAAAGACACAAUUUUAUUGUAAAAAAAUGCCAUAAAAAUAUUGCUACAGCUGUUUAUAACUAUUACUACAUGCUCUAUUCAGUUUUUGCGUUAUCAGCAAUUUUUGCAAGUUGUUUUAUUUUCUCCAAAAGAAAAAUAUCAAAUAUUGUACAACAAUAGUGUGUGCGCAUGCGAGUGUGUGCAUCUAUUAUACAUCUUGUGUAUGUGCACAAGUCUGUCUGUCAGUGUCAGUUGGUCUGUGGCAUUUGUUUGCUGUGCCAGUGUUUUACUGUCUGAGCUCACCGGUGGUUACAUUUGGUAGGAGUGAGAUAGGGAACAUGCAAUCUCUGGAAUGCUAGUUAAUAGGGACAGAAAAUAAUCCAAUAAAAUAAAUGCUUUGAAAUAAUGCAAAAAAAUAUGUAUUAUAAAAAAAAAAAAAUGCAGAGCAGUGUAGAAUGUGUUAUGGUUAUACAGUAUAUCAGAAUCCUAGAAUGUUUCCUAAACCUUGGAUCUUGUGAUGUUGCAACUGACAGAUCAUGUUUUAAAAUCCUGUUCGGCUUGGUGACUCACUUGACUGACAUGCAGAGCUGCACUGGAACAUACAGGUCACAGGUUGCCUGAAAGUGUUGAGAGUUACACUCCCAUGCAGCAGCUGUUAUCCAGUUUCUCUCCCAAAAGUGAUGUGCUGGAGAGGGGCUGAGUAGACAAUGGCAGUUUGAAUUUGUCUGCUCAGCUCCUCUCCUUUCAUAUCAUUAGCUAGGUAGUGGCUUAAAGGACCACUAUAGUGCCAGGAAAACAUACUCGUUUUCCUGACACUAUAGUGCCCUGAGGGUGCCCCCACCCUCAGGGUCCCCCUCCCACCGGGCUCUGGGGAGAGGAAGGGGUUAAACUUACCUCUUUCUCCAGCGCCGGGCGGGGAGCUCUCCUCCUCCUCUCCGCCUCUUCUCCUCCUCUUUGGCUGAAUGCGCAUGCGCGGCAGGAGCUGCGCGCGCAUUCAGCCAGUCUCAUAGGAAAGCAUUCAUAAUGCUUUCCUAUGGACGCUUGCGUCUUCUCACUGUGAUUUUUCACAGUGAGAAGCACGCAAACGCCUCUAGCGGCUGUCAAUGAGACAGCCACUAGAGGCUUUAGAGGCUGGAUUAACCUAUUUAUAAACAUAGCAGUUUCUCUGAAAAAAAAAGGGUUAACCCUAGCUGGACCAGGCACCCAGACCACUUCAUUAAGCUGAAGUGGUCUGGGUGCCUAUAGUGGUCAUUUAAUUAAGGAUAGCAGAUGCUAUGUCGGAGUAUAACUCCCAUCAAGGGGACAUGUAUGCCCCAUUCUACCGUAAAGUUGAACAAAAUCUAGUCCUCACUCUAGCUAAAAUAUUAUGUUAUCUGAAAACACACAGCUUAAUGCUUCCAUUGUAUGAAAUCUGCUUGCGCCAUCCUUCAUUAUGUAUUCUUCAUGAGGAUCCUUUGUAACGCUCAAACACCUUCAUUGCAGCCUUGAUUUCAAACUUCAAGAGGGCAGAUGAUACACUUUAGGUUCACAGUCAAUAAUGACCUGUCAGAACCAUAGAUAUGAUGAACGAUACAUUACAUUACCGCAGGCACAGGACAAAUUAAAUGGUUUAUUUCUGGUAAGGAAACACGUGGGAACAAAAUCAUUAUAUUCUGAACGGGCUUGUGUUCCUAAAUAGGCAGUUGCAGAGGAAACUGAACAGUACCUGGCUUCUGAUAUGGAGCAGGAUACACUGAAGGUGGAUUUAAAGACUUGUUAACUAGCGCUUGUAUUUGUUUCUGAUGGGAUGAUUUGGCAAUCUGUGACCCUCCAUCAAUUUCUGAAUACAGCUCAUAUUUCCUCAAGCCAUCCUUAUAUAUCUCACUGCCUCAAAAUAUAGCAAAAGCUUAUAUAUAGAGAGAGUUACAACUAUUUAUACAGAUCCAAAAUAUCUGUCCUUGUUUAAUGGAAGAUAUCACAAGGGAUCUUUGGGGGAGAAAUAGACACCAAGAAAAUAUAAUUUUGAAAAUAUAAUAUAAUUUUAAACCUACCGGCUCUUAGUGGGCCUGAUUUGUUUAAAGAUGAAAGAUAUAAUUGGAAAAAACAGUCAUUGAGACCCUGAGCAGUGGCCAAAAGGAACCCAGAAUAGGGUUUAUAUUUGUGGCCAUAGGCAACAUGAAUAUAAUAAGAUUCAUAUUGCUUAGACUCCUUUUCCUUAUUCCAGACAGGCUUUUGAGCAAAUAUGGCCUUGGUUUUAAUAUUUGUGUACACUAUUUUUUAUUGGUUUAAUAUUCUGAAAAAUAUUAAAAUUUUGUAAUAUUUAGAUUUAUUUAUAUAUUGAUGUAUGUUUUUAUAUAUAUGGUUUCUUUUUUUUCAUGUUACUAUGCUGAAAAAAAGUUUUAAUCAUUUGGAAAGCUAAUCCAACACAAUUUCAAUCAAGACCUACAUGUAGCACCAUGUGGUUUUAAAACAGGCCACUUCCAUUAGUAUUUUUAGCUUACAAAUCCACAAAAUAAUAAAUGCUGUAACUUUCUAAACCUCUGCAUUUCUAAGGUUACAGCAGUCCAGUGUUUAUAGAAGCAUGUUGUUGUCAAUAUGUCACCAAGCCACUAUAGCAGAUCAUCCCCCUUCUAUAGGUAAAGGUGCACCCGGGUCCACCGAGCUCCCAGUGUCUGUCAGUCCUUUGCAGACAUAGCAAUAACUAUUUAAGUAUUUUAUUAUUUUUGCACUUUCUUUUGACUUUUAUAUUGUAAUUGGGUGCAGUCAUACCUAAAACUACCUUGCUGCCUUUCAACAGGCCUGGUUUUGGGUUACGGGAGAUUUGAGGUUUUUCUCAAACAUCUGUAAAACUGUUUAACAAAUAUCUAAGUGGCUGCAGCCAUCGUCUCCUUGCACCACAGACACUACAGAUAAGCAAUAUUGGUUAUGAUGCUGAAUGUCCCUUCGAUGAUAUUCGCUCUGCAUUAAAGGAACACUAUAGUCACCUAAAUUACUUUAGCUAAAUAAAGCAGUUUUAGUGUAUAGAUCAUUCCCCUGCAAUUUCACUGCUCAAUUCACUGUAAUUUAGGAGUUAAAUCACUUCGUUUCUGUUUAUGCAGCCCACACCUCCCCUGGCUAUGAUUGACAUAGCCUGCAUGAAAAAAAAACUGGUUUCACUUUCAAACAGAUGUAAUUUACCUUAAAUAAUUGUAUCUCAAUCUCUAAAUUGAACUUUAAUCACAUACAGGAGGCUCUUGCAGGGUCUAACAAGCUAUUAACAUAGCAGGGGAUAAGAAAAUCUUAAUUAAACAGAACUUGAAAUAAAGAAAGCCUAGAUAGGACUCUCUUUACAGGAAGUGUUUAUGGAAGGCUGUGCAAGUCACAUGGAGGGAGGUGUGACUAGAGUUCAUAAACAAAGGGAUUUAACUCCUAGAUGGCAGAGGAUUGAGCAGUGAGGCUGCAGGGGCAUGUUCUAUACACCAAAACUGAUUCAUUAAGCUAAAGUUGUUCAGGUGACUAUAGUGUCCCUUUAAAUCUAGCUCAAUUAACGUGACAUCUAUACUGCAGACAUCAAUUCUACAACUAUAGUUACAGUUGACACCUACAUGUCUUAUGGAAGGAAACUAAGGGACUUCUUCCCCAGGCUGUGAAUUAUGGUUAGGUAAGUGAAUUGGUGACAGAGUUGCUAACUGAAAAUACCUAAGUUGGACACCAACUCUGCAAUUUUGUCUUAAAUAUGCCUGUGCUUUGAUGUCAACUCACCACUGAUCAAUGUUGAUCAAGGUUGAACAAACCCCUUAAAAUGUAAAUUCACUUGAAUGCUAUUUUUUUUUUCUAAUCGCUUAGUAGAAUAGUGAACUGUAUAUUUAAGAGAAAUAAAAUAACCAGACUCGCUCAGCUAACGUUGCAAUAAAUUGCAUCUCACUGACUUCGACUGUGAGCUGCCAGCGGGGAGGUUCCACACCUUGCAAUGGGAAAGAAAAAAAAAACAGAAGAAAAAGCUCUGAAAAUCUAAAAAGUGCUUCAACAGACUAAAUAUACUAAAAUAAUAACUUUUCAUCCAUUAACACUGCAUGUAUACACAGGGCGACAAACCGAAAGGCAGCUUGAUACAUAGACCUAUAUAGACUUAUUUAUAGACAUGUGUUUUUUCUUUUUGGAUUGUUUUUUCCUUUGUGGUUAAUGACAUAUUUUGGUUCUAAUAAAUGUCUUGGAAAAUGUAAAUGUAGAAAAGCCAUCAAAAGGAUACAAAUAAAACAUCCCACUCAAACAAAACAAAAAAGCGUUACUACACAAUUUUUCAGUUGGUUCCACCUUUAAAAUUAAGUUUUUUUAAAUCUUUGAAUUUUGACAUUGACCACACAUUAUUGCACUAGAAAUGGUUAUGAUUUUCAUAGUUUUAGCGACUCAAUUUCCUGAACUGGGAGAGCUGAAUCCACUGCUAGGCUUAAUAAGAAAAUGUGAGUUUGCACACUUAAAUGCACAACAUUCCGCCUGGGGCUGCCCCUGAGUUUGCCGCCCCUGUCUCAACCCACAUCAUGUCCGCUGCACUCGCGGAUGUCUGUGGCUGCACCAGACAUACGUCUUUUAAGUACUUAACGCCUCUAGCCCAACAAAACAACCUUUUCAAGCUUUUUUUAAGAUAUACACCCAAAGAAUACAUGCAUGAAAAAUGAAUUGUCAUUUAUUUGGGGCAUAUCUCCUAAACAGUGAAUUUAUUGGGAUGGGGCUAGCCCAUUUGGGCAGAGUGUUCCAUUAAAUAAUUGUUACUGAAGCGCUUCAGUAUAUUUAACUUUUUAUUUGUAUGAAAGGAAACGCGCUUAUUGAAUUUAAUUUUACAUACACAUUUUAAAAACAAUAUACUUUUAUUUUUUGGAAGGAAGGGAGGGUGAGUGUGAAGGGGGGCUGUGGAAGGUGCAGGGACGGACUAGGAUUUGUGCAGGGAGGGAGGGGGGCAGUGCCUGGGAUUCAGGGAAGAGAGGGAAUAUGUGCAGGAGAGGGAUUGGGAGAGGGGAUCUCUGCAGGGGAGGGGGGAUCUGUGCAGGGGAGGAUGGGGGAGGGAUCUGUGCAGGAAUGAUGGGAGAGGGAUCUGUGCAGGGGAGGGAGGAGGAGGGAUCUGUGCAGGGAGGGAGGGAGAAGGGAUCUGUGGGGAGGGGAGAGGGGAUCUGUGCAGUGGAGAGAGGGGAGGUAGGGGGAGUAGGGUAUGUACAGGGAAGUGAGGGGGACGGUUAGGUUGCAGAGAAGGCAGGGAGAAAUGGGUUCUGUGCAGGGGAGGGAAGAAUAUGGGGAUGUGUGCAGCGGAGGGAGGGAGAGAGGGGAUCUGGGCAGGGGAGAGAGGGGAUGUGUACAGGGGAGGCCCCCCGCCCCCAAAUGUGCCAUCUGGAGCGGACCCCCCCACUCCCCACUUGCUACGCCACUGGUCCAAUCUGUACUGUAAUAUAAUGAAGUGUCCUAAGAGGCAUUGAGACUAACAUUAACAGAAUUGUUUACUAAAGUGAGGAUAGCUGUGAAUUUAGAUUUAAAGGUACACUAUAGUCAUCAAAACAACUUCAGGUUAAUGAUUCAGGUUUGGUGUAUAGAUCAUGCGGCUCAAUUAUAUGGCAUUUAUGAGUUAAAUCACUUCGCUUAUGCAGCCCUCGUCACACUUCCCUGCAUGUGACUUAAUAGAUACUUCCUGUAAAGUGAGAUCUAAUAUUUACAUUUCCUUAUUGUGCAUUCUUAAUUUAGUUUCUCCUGUACUGUUAAUAGCUUGCUAGACAUUUGAGGAGCCUCUUGUGUGUGAUUAAAGUUCAAUUUACAGAGCAGGCAACAAAAACUUCUAAAGCGAGUAAAGGUCUGAAUGAAAAUGAAACAUUUUUUCUCACGCAGGCCAUGUGAGUCACAACCAGGGGAGCUGUGGCUAAUGCUGCAUGGACAGAAACAAAAGUGAUUUAAUUUGUAAAUGGCAGAGAAUUGAGAAGUGAAACUUCAGAGGCAUAACUUAUACACAAAAAUUGCUUCAUGAAGCUAAAGUUAUUUUUGUGACUAUAGUGUCCCUUUAAGGCUAGAAUAGGCCAAACUAAAAAAUAAAAUUGACUUAGAUAAUUUUCAUAAUUUGUCUGUUUUUGGCCAAGUUUUGAAAUUCACUUUGAUUUCACUUUGAAUUUCCAGCAAUUCUCAUUUCACUGCGUUAUUUCUCAAGUGUAUGGCUACGCACUAAUUAAAACAAUUCACUGCAGUGUGCAGCCUCCUACACAACAAUGUGUGCUGCUGGCAUUUUUAGCUGUGAAAGUCACUGAAGGAAGUGAGAGAAACACAAUAGAGGAUGUAAAAGGGCUCACUGACUAACAAAUAAUGAACCAAAAACUGAAUCGCAAACUUUACUCUAAAACAGUCUGCGUUUUUAGCAUUGUUUUCUCAAUUGUCUAGUUUUGCUUAAUUUUGGCAGUUCAGUUCUCACUUACUUCUUUACAGGUUGAGGUUUGGUGAAUUAACCCACAGUGAUUCCACCAAGCAAAUAGUUUAAUAUAUAUUGUGGUUUACAAUUCACUGCAGGUGUAAAACAAAGGUAGAUCCCCAGAUGUUGCAAAACUACAACUGGUACGAUGGGUAUUCAUGCUUCUAUGCAAACAAUAUGAAUGUAUUUGUGAAUGAGAUCAGCAGUAAUUUUUUGAGACUGUUCCCAUUUUGUUUUUAAGGUAAUGCCCUUAAAUACACCUUAUAAUAUUUAAUAACAUGUCCAACCCAUCAUUUACUUUUGACAAACUUUUUGUGUCUGCAUGCUUUGGUUGUUAAAUCUGCUACGUCUUCGACAUUGGUAAUGGCUGCUGUCCUUAUUAUAUAUAAGUAUUAUAUCAAUCUUCUUCACUUUUACAUGGCUUAUUCAUAAGCAGUUAAAUUUUGUGAUUUCCAUAUAUCUUUUGGAAAUAACUUUUUGCAUUCUGAUUGUAAUAAAUGCAUUCUAAAAAUCCUAAGAGAAAACUGAAUAUGUAUAGAGUAAUAAUUAUUCACUUCCUUAUUCCCCAUAAUACAUACAGCAACUAGUUUGUAAAUUUGUAACUAGUGGUCAAUAUAGGUAUAUACAGGUCAUCUGAGUAGACAUCGAAAAUGUAGCCUCCUAGCAGAAUGGCUGAAAAUAUUGAUAAAUAAGAGUGGAGAGGUUAAAAGUGCAUGUUGAGGAUUAUGAUGAAAAAUAUUCUUUUUACUGGAAGGGUGUUUGGAAAAAUCACAUCAGCAUAUGGCACCAGCCAAGACCCCCCUAAAACCACCCUUUUUCGUCUGCCAAAAGUCCCUUUGUCUCAGCUUCAUUGUUCCUGGGACUUAUUGACAGUUGUAGAACGCAGCUCAGGACACGAGGGACACCCAACACCCCAGGGAGAGGCACAAGCGUGGAUUAUGGAAAUAUGAAUUGAUCUUUAAAAGAAGUGCCCCCCUCCUCUCUGCUACGGAAAAUACAAUGAAGGGGGGAGAGAGGCUGUGAUACGAUGUGAAAACCAAGAAUGGGCUCGGAGCUCACCCUUCCCAGCUGUUGGCAAAAAUAAAAAUAAAAAAAGAAAAUGUAGCGUUUGUACAUCAUAAGGACUCUUGAAAAGACGAAGGAUAAUGAAGCUACUUGUUAGACAUAUUUUGAAAUAAUGUAUGCGGCGCGGUUUAAUCCCCUUAUAUCCAGGCACUGGUUUAAUAAUGCAGGGGAAGUUGCCAGCAGGUUUCAAAGAUGCAGUCAGUCAAUGUUACUGCUGGGAAUGAAUCUCAUGUCUCUAGCAUGUGAAUGUCUGAAUGUUAUCUGUGUGGAUAUAUGUAUAUUUCCCCUUUGUGUGUAUAUUUAUUGCAGGUACCUAGACAGAUUCGUACAACAGCAUGGUAUGUGUCUUUAGAGGUAGAGUAAUUAAAUAAGAAAAGGAUUUAGUUUAAAAAAGCAAAUACGCUGAAAAUUUCACGUGCAUAGAAAUAUUUACGUGUGUAUGUAUGAGUAUAUAUAUAUAUAUAUAUAUAUAUACGUGUGCAUAUUUAUAUAUGCGUAAUAUCACUUUCAAUAUGGUCAGUAAAAUAUAUUUAUAGAUAUUAUUAGAGUGCGCACACAUAUGCUUACAGGCAUAUAUUUAAUUAGUAUGACUACUUAUGUUUAUCUUUAUAUCUAUAUAUCCAUCUAUAUAACCCUCUAUCCAUUUAUCCAUCUAUCGAUAACAAAGUAGUGUUUGGUGAUGAAGAGCAAUGAGGACACCUUAUGGUCACAUUAAGAAUUCUCCAUCAUGUACCCAGCUAUGGGUUUAGUAAGAAUGACCAGAAGCUGAUCUGACAGGGUGGAAGUUGUAGAUCUGGGCCACCAAUGCUGCUGUAGCUGAUCCUUGACAUUACUCUCCCUCAUUACUCUCCAUUCCUCAGCCAUGUGAUCCUGUAUGAUUUACAGCUCCACCUUUAACUCCUCCCAUAAUUCCACAGUUAACAUUUCACAUAUUUUAUGUAUUUAUCUGUCCCUAUAGUGUUUACCAUAGCUUUACAUCUAACAAUUCCUGUAGGUUCUCCCAUAGCUGUACUUCUAACAGUUCCUGUUGGUUCUCCCAUAGCUGUACUUCUAACAGUACCUGUAGGUUCUCCCAUAGCUGUACUUCUAACAGUACCUGUAGGUUCUCCCACAGCUGUACUUCUCACAGUACCUGUAGGUUCUCCCAUAGCUGUACUUCUCACAGUACCUGUGGGUUCUCCCAUAGCUUUACUUCUAACAGUUCCUGUGGGUUCUCCCAUAGCUGUACUUCUAACAGUACUUGUAGGUUCUCCCAUAGCUGUACUUCUAACAGUUCCUGUAGGUUCUCCCAUAGCUGUACUUCUAACAGUACCUGUAGGUUCUCCCAUAGCUGUACUUCUAACAGUACCUGUAGGUUCUCCCAUAGCUGUACUUCUAACAGUACCUGUAGGUUCUCCCAUAGCUGUACUUCUAACAGUUCCUGUUGGUUCUCCCAUAGCUGUACUUCUAACAGUACCUGUAGGUUCUGCCAUAGCUGUACUUCUAACAGUUCCUGUAGGUUCUCCCAUAGCUGUACUUCUAACAGUACCUGUAGGUUCUCCCAUAGCUGUACUUCUAACACUACCUGUAGGUUCUCCCAUAGCUGUACUUCUAACAGUACCUGUAGGUUCUCCCAUAGCUGUACUUCUCACAGUACCUGUGGGUUCUCCCAUAGCUGUACUUAUAACAGUACCUGUGGGUUCUCCCAUAGCUUUACUUCUAACAGUUCCUGUGGGUUCUCCCAUAGCUGUACUUCUAACAGUACUUGUAGGUUCUCCCAUAGCUGUACUUCUAACAGUUCCUGUAGGUUCUCCCAUAGCUGUACUUCUAACAGUACCUGUAGGUUCUCCCUUAGCUGUACUUCUAACAGUUCCUGUAGGUUCUCCCAUAGCUGUACUUCUAACAGUUCCUGUAGGUUCUCCCAUAGCUGUACUUCUAACAGUACCUGUAGGUUCUCCCAUAGCUGUACUUCUAACAGUACCUGUAGGUUCUCCCAUAGCUGUACUUCUAACAGUACCUGUAGGUUCUCCCAUAGCUGUACUUCUAACAGUACCUGUAGGUUCUCCCAUAGCUGUACUUCUAACAGUACCUGUAGGUUCUCCCAUAGCUGUACUUCUAACAGUACCUGUAGGUUCUCCCAUAGCUGUACUUCUCACAGUACCUGUAGGUUCUCCCAUAGCUGUACUUCUAACAGUACCUGUGGGUUCUCCCAUAGCUGUACUUCUAACAGUACAUAGUACUUCUAACAGUACCUGUAGGUUCUCCCAUAGCUGUACUUCUAACAGUACCUGUAGGUUCUCCCAUAGCUGUACUUCUAACAGUUCCUGUAGGUUCUCCCAUAGCUGUACUUCUAACAGUUCCUGUAGGUUCUCCCAUAGCUGUACUUCUAACAGUACCUGUAGGUUCUCCCAUAGCUUUACUUCUAACAGUACCUGUAGGUUCUCCCAUAGCUGUACUUCUAACAGUACCUGUAGGUUCUCCCAUAGCUGUACUUCUAACAGUUCCUGUAGGUUCUCCCAUUGCUGUACUUCUAACAGUUCCUGUAGGUUCUCCCAUAGCUGUACUUCUAACAGUACCUGUAGGUUCUCCCAUAGCUGUACUUCUAACAGUACCUGUAGGUUCUCCCAUAGCUGUACUUCUAAUAGUACCUGUAGGUUCUCCCAUAGCUUUACCUCUAACAGUUCCUGUGGGUUCUUCCAUAGCUGUACUUCUAACAGUUCCUGUGGGUUCUUCCAUAGCUUUACUUCGAACAAUUUUCCUAUAUGUUUCUUUGUAGCUUUACUACUAAUGCCUCCCAUAGCUUCUCACAUAGCUUUACAUCUAAGAGCUUCAAGAUCUUCUAGCUGUACCUAUGGCUGCUCCAAUAUCUCUAAUAUAGUUCCUCGCAUAUAUACAAUAUUUACGUAAGCUUUAUUACCUGCUCAUGCAACUGCCUUUAACUGUGCCUGUAGCUAUUCUCAUAACUUCCUGAAACUAGUCUUACUCACAAAAUCCUAUCCCUAACAUAACCUGAAAUCCAAGACUAUAAAUAUUUGUAUAAUUAUGUCUCAAUCCAUCCCCAAUAUUAAACACAUCAGGGAACCACUUCUACCUCUUCCUGCUCCUUUUUAACAUCCCAUUUGUGUCUCUAACUCCACCUGUAAAUUUUUCUGCUACCUCUACCGGAAAACAUUAUUUAAAAUGUCUUCUAUCACUGUCCCCUGUACUGCUCAUCCUUGCUGCUCCUGCAUGCCUAAUUGCUUGUGUAUUAACACUAACCACUCCAUUCAUUAUCUUUCAUGUAAUAUAUCUCUUUAACAUCAUCUUGCUGUCUUUAAUCUUUUUGCUGCUCUAUCUUUUCCUGUGGUCUCCUUUAGUCUGCCUCCCCCCGCCACACUCUCUGUUUUCCCCUUUUAGUUCCCUCUGAAAAUGCUCCUAUAAUUAAAGGAGCAUCCUCAGCCCUCUCGGAUGCACAAGACAGUUUUCUAUUGAUCGUUAGAACCCCGACACACACUAUCAGGGGAGAGAACGUCAAGCUAAGGGCUGCUUUGUCUAUGACAUAAGCCAUAAGAGGAUUUUUCUCCCCUCCCACCCCCCAUUUCUCUGCGCUGUUUAUAAAACGCUCUACAGACCUGCUGGCUAAAUGAAUUUUAAAGACUACCAAGGUUUUAAAGUAGAUAUUCCCCUGAGAACAAGGCCAGGCAGUUCGCCAGCUAGAUCUGCACCUCCCUGCUCACAAGACUGUGUGUGUGUGUGUGUGUGUGUCUUCAGGUGUCUUUGCACCUUUGUCUCCAUCUGUAUUUUUUGUGUGCAUAUGAAAUGUAAUUUUGUGUGUACAUCAAUAUAUGAAAUUUACACUUUUUGUUCUCAUCUGUUUGUUGUGUGUCCUUUUGUAUGGACACAUGCUGUAUGAAAGGAUGGGUUUUAAUUUAUUCCAAGUAUAUUUCUUCUAAACGCUGGUUCAUUGUUUGCAGAUGACUGUAGAAUAUCUAAUAAUUCUUUUUUUUUCCCACUCAAAUAUAAUACAGCACCAAAGCAUUUUUGGUCCUGUUUUGUGUGUAUAUUUUGUGUCGUAUGUAAAUGUGUGGGUAUACGUGUAUAUAUCAGCGUGUAUCAAUGAAUGUAAGUGCAUUACCUUGAUUUAAUUCUAAUCUAUGCAGAUGUUGUAAUCAUUACUAAAAAGCCAAUAUACAAAAAAAAGAGGACUAUUCUUAGACAUGCUUUGGAACCUAGAGUCCAAGAUGACUCAGGAGGAGAUACACUCAAUAAUGCAUUAUUUCAUUGAAUGUUUGGACCUAUGAUGAUUAAGACUUACACGUAGCUUUAAAGGCAUCCCUAUUCCUUUCUCUCCAUACACGGUACCUAUGUUUGAAUAGCUGAUCCUGUAUCUUCAUCUUCAUUCCAUACACGGUACCUAUGUUUGAAUAGUUGAUCCUGUAUCUUCAUUUUGGACUUUUUGGGAAUCCUUUGAGGGCAAGCUUAGCAUUGCCUGUUUGGAAGCUGAGACGUUCUAUCAGGGUGAACAUCAUCCAUUGUUUCCAUUGACCGUUUUGUAAGUGGCUUAGUAUUUUUAACUGGAGGCUGUUUUGGAUCACAAAGUCGCUGUACACCUUGACACUUCUGUAGGGCCUUCAUAUUGUUGCAGAGAACGUACUUAGGUAUUUGUAGCUGCAUUUAACAGUGGUCAACCCUAUGCUGGACCAUAUAAAAGCAGUACAUUAUUAAGCUACACUUCAUUUACCAUGUUCAGUUUUUACUGAACAAUUAAACUGCACCUCCUCCAAGUUGUAUCUGUAUGCCUCAUAUUCCCACUCAGAUUGUAAGCUUAGCAAGACCAAAGCCCCUAUGCUGAUAUAUUUAAAAUUUUUAAAUAUCCUGCCGUCCAGAUUGCAAAUUCGUCUGAAUAGGGUAUUCCUCAUUUCUUCAUGUGUUUCAUAUUGAUAUUAUUCUUUACAAAGUGCCAAUAUAUUCACAUCGCUAUACAAUGGGGUUAAUGAAACACACAAGUAAGUUCAAUAAUAAAAUAUAUAAUUUAUUUCUUUUUUUAUAUUUCCAUUGUGCAGUGAUGCAGAAUAUGAUGGGACUAGGUUAGGGUUAGUUUAUAUAUGUAUUUAACAGAGAAGACACAAAAUGUUCUCCUUGUUUUAUUUCCACUGUAAGAGGAUGACUAAUAUAUUGCCACCUGUCUGUGUUUCAAGUUGUUACUCAUUUCCUCUAAUCUCAGAUUUUGCCUUAAGAAGGAACAAUACAUUCCUCAUGCAUUUAUGGUUUUAAUUUUCUAAAAUGACAAACCAGUUGAGUAGAGCAUCUAGAUCUAAGCUGGUGAGGUAGCUUAGUUGAUAAAUGUUCUGACUGUAGUUCUGUCUGUAUGUACACAUAUAUAUUUAUAUAAAUAAAAUUUAAAUAAGGGUCUUCACUGCAUAUAAAGUGAAAAAGCAGGGUUAGCAGUUUCUCCUCUUCAUUUCAACCAAGCACGGUAGGAAUUAACAGGAAUAAAAUUUGCCAGAUCUGCUAUUUCCCCCCCGCCCCCUCUCUCUGCAUGUAGAGCAUAAUCAUUACUUGCAAACACUCAACCCUGAUCUCAUUUGUAGGUGAUACUAACUGCCACUUUGUUGGCACGUAUGACAUUUUGUAUUCUGACUACAGAAAUUAGCCAAAUUUUCCAAACCUGAGAAUAAAAUCCAUUUCAAAAGGUAUGUUUAAAUUUUUAAUUUCUGGUUUUUGUCCACUAAAUUUCUAUUCAAACGUUCCAUUUUUUAUUCCGGAAAAGAAUAAAGUAGAAUAGAACAAAAUAUAUAUGUGGGUUUUUUUCUGGCUUAAAAAAAGGAAUAUCAAUCAAAUAAGGUGGGAGUGAAGCAGAGAUGGAGGAGAAAGUAAAGUGCUGCCCUUUAGGAGAGAGCAAGAGACGGGUAUGUGAGGUAGAGGUUGCUCUGGGAGGCCAUAAGUUUUCCUAAAGAGAUGAGUUUUAAGGCACUUUUAAAAGGAUUAAAGACUAGGGGAGAGUCUGAUGGGGGUAGGCAGGCUAUUCCAUAAUAAUGGAGCCACCCGCGAGAAGUCCUGCAAGCACGAGUUGGUCGUACGGGUGCAAGCAGCGGUCAGGAGGUGGUCACAGGCAGAGCGGAGGGAACGAGGGGGGGCAUACCUAUGGAUCUGAGAAGAGAUAUAAGAGGGGCUAGAAUUGUUAAGUGCUUUAUAGGUGUGAAUUAGCACUUUGAAUUGACUCCUAUAGGAUACAGGAAGCCAAUGUAAGGGUGAGAUGUGAGAGGUCCGACUAGAGAGAAAAAUCAGUCUGGCGGCAGCAUUGAUUAGACUGUAGUGGGGCGAUACGGCUUUUGGGAAGACCAAUCAGGAGAGGGUUACAAUAAUCCAUGCGGGAAAUUACUAGAGCAUGGACAUGCUCCUUGGUAGCAUCUUUUGUAAGAAAGGGGCGGAUGCUGGCUUUGUUUUUAAGAUGGAAUCUACAGGAUUUGGCAAAAUACUGUAUCUGAGGCUCAAAGGUGAGGCCAGAAUCCAGUAUGACGCCAAGACAGCGAGCUUGCAAGGAUGGACUGAUGUGGGUACCACAAACUUGAAGGGAGAGCGAGAGAGGAGGAUCAGUAUUAGGAAGAGGAAAGACAAGGAGUUCAGUUUUAGAGAGAUUGAGUUUCAGAAAGCGGGAGGACAUCCUAUCAGAGAUGGAAGAAAGGCAGGCAGUAACACAUUGCAGGACGGCAGAGGAGAGGUCCGGGGAGGAGAGAUAUAUAUGGUUGUCAUCCAUGUACAGGUGGUAGUGGAAUCCAAAAGAGGCAAUACGUUUGCCAAGAGAGGCAGUAUAAAGCGAAAAUAGAAGGGGACCAAGGACAGAGCCUUGAUAUAUAUAAAAUUGUAUGUUAUGUGAGAUCUGGGAGAUAUCUUUCUUCAUUGAUCCUGGUAAUCUUCUAACUAUCACAUUUUUAUUAGCUUUAGUAAUUGCAUAGUUGGUAACAAUUGAAAAACAAAACACAAAAUGAUAACAGCCCACCCCCCCUCCCCCCCACACACACACCACCCUCUUUUUAAUUUUUUUAGUUUAACCUCUGGAAUGUGGGUGAUGUUGCCGUACUCAUUUUUGCUGGAAUAGAAGUGCAAACCAUUGGACUGUCCUGCCUACUUGGGACAGUUGGCAGCUAUGCAAUUGGCAAGUUACUACAUGAAAUGUAAUAACUGUCCGCAUGUAAAACAUAAUUAAGUGGACAUUCACUUAUUUGAGGUUGAUAAGAUCAAAGGUCUUUUACAGAUAUGAUAUAAUAUCUAGCUAAUAUUUUCAAAGACAGUUGUUGCUGUAUAGUGUAUUUGGAUAACUUCAUGAUUAUGUUUAUAGCUAGGAGCUUAGUUUUUUUGUGUUGUGGGAAGUCACAUAUUUUGUAUAUAAUGUUUUGCUAACUUUACGCAUUUUAGCUAUCUAGGUUUUUUUUAGGGUUUUGUUUUUUGUUUUUGUUUACCGUUUUUAAACUGUGUUAAAUUUAGAAGAUUGUUUCCUUAAUUUUAAAAUGUUGUAUAUUUCACUAAAUUGCCCUUUUUCUGUUAUUGUAUUUAUAGGUUUUUGUAACUCAUUCAUCCUAUCACCGAACAGUUACAGUAAACAUUAGAACACUUACACAGUAGUACACUCACUGUGUGUGUAAACCAUUUUAUUUUAUGUUGUGUAAUUUUAUGAUGACUAAAUAAAAGUUAUGUUUUAUUACUUUUGACACUGUAACACACUCGGACUACCAGUCCUUUGGCUUUGUCUCACCUGGUAUAAUUAAAGACUAUCCUUCUUUUUUAGCAGCUUCUCUUAGGACUAUUUAGUCCCACCAUCUGUGCAUCGUUAACAUGUAUACUGUAUGUAUCUCUAUGUCAGCAACAUAGAAGAAGAAUAUUAAAUAGUCCAAUUUUGAUUUACAUAUAUAAUUGAUGUGUACGUUUUCCAGCAGUUGAGGUCAUACCAAUGUAUUAAAGACCUUUCUUUUACUGUCAAGUGGUUAUUUUAUUUUUUUCUUUAAUGACAGAUGUACAUGUGUAUUCAAGGAAAGCUCUAAUUUGUAUUCAAGAAUGGGUUUUCACACAUACAAGUAAGGAAACCACAAAUUGGGCAUCUCAAGACAUCAAAUUGGUGUCAAAUAUAUAACUUCAAGCUAUGUGACCCCCAAGAACCUGACCCAUUUAGCUUGAGUUGUGGGUCAUAAUCCAGAGAUUUUAGGUCAAAUGCUGAACAUCCACUGCUCUGAUAAUUGUCAUAAUGGGCAAUGUGGAACUCUAUUUUAAACUCCUUGUCCAAUUUCAUAGAAAGAGAAACUACUCAAUUACGGUUUCAACUGUGUAUAGUUUGUGAUCACUGAAAAAUGAAAAUCAUGUUUUCCCAUCCCAGAGCCUUGUGAAAUUACCUGAUUUGUGAGUGUUUUUAGAGACACUUUCUCAAUAAAAUUCAAAAAGAACCCAGCUGGAGGGGCCUCUUGCCGGCGGCCCGUCUUUCCUGGUUUAUUGUGUAAUUGAGAUAGAACUUGGCAAAGUCUUGUCAGAAAUCACAUCAGUAAAGGGACGGGGAUCUUUUCCAUAUGGCUUGGAAUCUCUUGUGAAAUCCAUAUGUCUUUAUUAAAAAGGGAAUCACAGCAGGAGUGUGAGAAUCUAAGCCUCUUGUCAGAGAUUCUGCUUAUAAAUCCCCCAGUGGUUUUUGCUCGUGGGUCAGAUCUUAAAAUUUCUAUGGUGACAGCAGAAAAAAAAAAAAAAUCUAUUUGGCCCAACACUUCUUCCUCUUUCUUACCUCUGUCAAAACCACAUAGCUGGUUUGAUUCUCUGCCCUUUUUUUAUUUUUAUUUUUUAUAUAUAUAUAUGUUCAAGAUAUCUUUGUAUUUCCUGUUUUAAAAGAAUACAAUAUCUAUUGACAGUUCACUUGUUUCAGAAUGAAGGAUGAUCUAUAUCUAGUUAUCUUUUAAGCUAAAACUCUUAUCACCAACAUAUUUAUCAUACCUAGUUAAGGGAUGGUGGGAUUUGUAGUUUUGCUGUAGCCAGAAACCAUGACAGGGUCCAGGGCCAGCCCAAGACGUUGUGCUGCCUGGAUCCAAGUAUGAAAAGCUGCCCCUUCUCCCCCCAUCCCCCCCCCCAAAAAAACCAACACAACAUAAAUGCUUCUGCAAUGGUAGUGUCUCUAUGUGGGUGUGCUGGGGAUGAAGUGUGUGUCUGUUGGUGUGCUGGGGAUGAACUGUGCGUCUGUGUGUGUGCUAGGGAUGAAGUGUGUGCGCUGGGGAUGUAGUAUGUGUCUAUAUGCGUGCUGAGUAUAUAAUAUGUGUCUGUGUGCGUGCUGGGGAUGUAGUAUAUGUCUGUGUGUGCUGGGGAUGUAGCUUGUGUCUGUGUAUAUGUUGCUUGUGUCUGUGUGUGGACUGCAGCCAAUACACUUACCUAUAAACUGUGUCUAUGUAUAGGCAUGUGUGUCAGUGUUUGUAUGUGUGGCUGUAUCUGUAUGUGUGUCAGUGAUUGUAUCUGUUUGUCUAUGUAUCUGCAUGUGUGGCAGUGUUUGUCUGUAUAUUUGCAUGUGUAUCAAUAUGUCUGUGCAACUGUAUGUGUGUCAGUAUAUGUAUCAAAAACUGACACACAUGCAGAUACUGACACACAUAAAAAUGUACAGGCACACUGAUACGCCUGCAGGUACACAGACAUAAAGACAUACACACAGACACAUACAGACACUGACACAUACAGAUGCACACGCUGCCACACAUGCAGAUACACAGACAUACAGUUACACACACUACACACACAGAUACACAUUACACCCAUACAGUAUACACACACUACACGCAUACAUACAUACAUAUACACACACACACACUACACAUACACAGAUACACACACACAAUACACACACUACACAUACACAGAGACACACAUACAUACAAACACACACUACACACAUUACACACACUACACACAGAUACACACACUACACACAGAUACACAUAUUACACUCAUACAAACUGAUACACACACUACACAUACACUGAUACACAUACACAAACACACUACACACAUACAAACACACAGAUACCCAUACUACAUACAGACACACAUACAAACACACAGAUACACACACACACACAAACACACAGAUACACACACUACAUACAGAUACACACACAUACAAACAGACACACACACACACAUUAAAAAAAUUAAGCCACCCAGCAGAUUCUUACCUUCUGCUGGCUGUGGCUGGUGGGAGUUGGGUGCCUGCUCUGGUAAACCGGCCCCAUCCUCGCUGCUCCCUCCUCCUGCUCCCGCGCAGCUGGCUCUAUGUGAGCUGGGAGGAAGUGACAGCGAUACACUGUCCCUUCCUCCUAGUUCUCCAUGCAGAUAGGAAGGGGCCCGGUCGCGCUGUUAAAGUGCUGCAGCGCAGGACCGUGCUCCUCAUUGCACAUGUCCAUCGGGUGGCCCAUGCCCUUCACACAGGAUCCCAACCCGUGUGGUGCUUCUGCACCGCCGCCGCCAAGGGUUGGGAAAUCCUGUUUUAGAUUAUGACAGGGGCAGCAAAAUGCCACCCCUGUCAGGGUGCCGCCUGGAGCCAUGGCUCCAGCGCGGUCUAUGGACGGGAUGGCCCUGGGUAGGCCACCCAUGUCUACAUGUGAAGAAGCCAACCCUUUGCUAUGGACACAAUACACAUGAACACAGACUAAUAUUGUAACAGUAUUUGUCCAGAACAUCUGCUUUCUAUAUUUCUUUUAAUGUCUGAAAUUUCUCUAGCCAAAUAUCGGAAUCUGUCUGCACAUUUACUAGUUAGUGUUAUUAUCAUCAAAGAGGCUCCCAAUGAUCAGAUUAUUGGCGUAGCUGGAAAGUUUGGAAGUGAGGCAGUUACAUGCUCAACCCAAAUUACUCAUUUAGUGAUAAUACCCGGCAUAUUUCAGUUUUCUGAAAUCUUAUGAAAUAGUAAAAACAAAAGCCACUCUUCCCCUAUACUGUCUGGAAGAUUUUUUACCGCGUCUUGUUUUCUUGUGAUCAUCUAGUCAUUGUGAAUGUAAGCAAAUAAUAUUUGUCUCUUUCUCUUGGUAGGACAUUUUGUCUAUGGUGCCAAAGUUCUGUUUUCCGUUUGCCAUUGAAAGGUAAGCCACUGUUUAUUAACUCAUCACCCAUGUAUUCCUUUGGGACGCUCAAAUGUGCAAAGUUUUAGCUUUUCAUACCAUUAAAUUGAACAAAGGUGGAAUUUGCUCCAGACCAUCCUCCAGAGUCCAUUCUAAAAACCUGCUUUUCCCCAAAAAGCUUUCCAUACUGUGGCCAGCCCCUUGACCCAAUUUUCACUCCACCAUCAGCUGUAUCUGUCAGCAUGCCUAUUGAUGUAUUGUAGUGUACUCUAUCUAUAAUGCUGUAUGUAAGCCUGCUAUGUUUACCACUUACGUGUUUGUAACCAUUUUAUAAAUUAUGAAAAUGUUGAGUACAUUUUUAUGCAAGGCCAUACUGAAAUUCUUAUGUUUAAAAGUGGAAAUGUGACCAUCUUUUGUGAGCCUUUUUGUACUCUGGUAAUGAGCACAGUACUCACUGCAUGGUGAAGCCGAGUGUGUAUAAAGUUAUUAUAAUCCUGUGGACAUUAAUAUCCAAGGUGAGUUUAGGUAUUGAUAAAAACUGACUGAUAUUUGAUAGUGAUGAAUUUCCUUCACCUGUACCAAGUAUGCAACACGUACAUAUUAGUAAUGCAUAUAAGUGCAUAGAAUAAUAAUGCUGAGUAUCUCUGCUCUGCCCCUAACAGGGUGACUCAGACUCAGGUUGGACAGCACUUCACAUUUGUUCUAACUGAUAUAGACAGUAAGCAAAGGUUCGGGUUUUGCCGGCUGACGUCAGGAGGUAAAAUCUGCUUAUGCAUUCUCAGGUGAGUGGAACAUGAAGCAGGCCAUGUUUUGUAUGGUGUAGAAACAGAUAUGUCAUAUUUUAGAAAUAUGUUUUUUUUUAAUCAAGCUUGUACAGGUAACUUUACCUUGUGUUGCUGUUUUUUAUAAUCUGUAACCAUAGAUAAAGUGGCAGACAUCUUUUGUCAAGAAAUCACAAAGUAGUAUUUUACUCUCUUGCAUCUACUAGUGGUAUAUACAUAUAUGCAUAUUACAAACAAACGAAGAAAGAAUGCAAAAAGGUCCAAUUACUCUUGUUUAUUUGUUUGGUGUGUGUUUAUGUGUGUGUGUGUGUAUGUAUAUAUAUUGUGACCGAAAGCAAGGAAUUGUGCUGGAGGGAAUCUAUAUAUCUCCCCAGAUUUUGCAAGGUUCCUACUUUGUGUAAUUAGCCCCAGGGAAAUGUGUUGUGUUAAAAUUAAUAUUGCACUUUAAAUAUGUGUAUAUUUGGGCCCUGGGGUGGAGCACUUGGAGAGUAGGGUGGGCCAGUGCUCCACUCCACAUUUUGGAAAUUAAUUGGAACCUACAGCUGAGAAGUCCAGUUCCAGAGUUUCAAUCCUUAUUUAACUCACCUGAAAAGGAUUGUUAAUUACAGGUGCUAUAAAAGGACCACUAUAGCGCCGGGCUGGAUGGAGAGGAAGGGCUUAAACUUACCUCUUUCUCCAGCGCCGGGCCGGGAGCUCUCCUCCUCCUCUCCUCCCUCUUCUCCUCCUCUUCGGCUGAAUGUGCAUGCACGGCAGGAGCCGCGCGCGCAUUCACAAUGCUUUCCUAUGGACGCUGGCGUCUUCUCACUGUGAUUUUCACAGUGAGAAACGCGGAAGCCCUCUAGCGGCUGUCAAUGAGGCAGCCACUAGAGGCUGGAUUAACCCUAACAUAAACAUAGCAGUUUCUCUGAAACUGCUAUGUUUAUAGAAAAAAGUGUUAACCAUAGAUGGACCUGGCACCCAGACCACUUCAUUAAGCUGAAGUGGUCUGGGUGCCUAUAGUGGUCCUUUAAGUACUCCCCUGCCAAGGGAGGAGGGAGAUUGUGUUUGAUUUCUGUGAGUGGAAACAGAGAGCUGAAAACCCUGAAACGCUAAGGUUGUUGCUUAUGUUUAUGUUGGGAAAUGUACAAGCCAUCCAACCCAGUUAGCUAAUUAUUUUGUUUAGUUAGUGCUCAGAAGAGCAAGGAUUUUGUUUUAUAUAUUUUGUUACAACCUUUUAUACCUUCAUGUGCAUUUAUUUUGGAACCACAAUAAAAAGAGCAAGUCCUUUUACCUCAUCCAGCGUGUGAAGUGUCUCUAAAGCCUGAAAAGACUGUGUGUAACACCCCAAUCCCAGGACAAGGUACCAAGGGAAAGGAGUACUUUUAUCAUAAUAUAUAUAUAUAUAUAUAUAUAUAUAUACACAGUAUCUCACAAAAGUGAGUACACCCCUCAUAUAUUUUAUUAUAUCUUUUCACGUGACAACACUGACAAAAUGACACUCUGCUACAAUGUAAAGUAGUACAGCCUGUAUAACAGUGUAAAUUUGCUGUCCCCUCAAAAUAACUCAACACACAGCCAUUAAUGUCUAAACCGUUGGCAACAAAAGUGAGUACACCCCUAAGUGGAAAUGUCCAAAUUGGGCCCAAUUAGCCAUUUUCCCUCCCCGGUGUCAUAUUACUCGUUAGUGUUACAAGGUUUUAGGUGUGAAUGGGGAGCAGGUGUGUUAAAUUUGGUGUUAUCGCUCUCACACUCGUCACUGCUAGUUCAACAUGGCACUUCAUGGCAAAGAACUCUCUGAGAAUCUGAAAAAAAGAAUUGUUGCUCUUCAUAAAGAUGGCCUAGGCUAUAAGAAGCUAGGCUAUAAGAAGAUUCCAAGACCCUGAAACUGAGCUGCAGCACGGUGGGCAAGACCCUACAGCGGUUUCACAGGAAAGGUUCCACUCAGAACAGGCCUUGCCAUAGUCGACUAAAGAAGUUGAGGGCACAUGCUCAGCAUCAUAUCCAGAGGUUGUCUUUGGGAAAUAGACAUGAGUGCUGCCAGCAUUGCUACAGAGGUUGAAGGGGUGGGGGGUCAGCCUGUCAGUGCUCAGACCAUACGCCGCACACUGCAUCAAAUUGGUCUGCAUAGCUGUCGUCUCAGAAGGAUGCCUCUUCUAAAAAUGAUGCACAAGAAAUACCGCAAACAGUUUGCUGAAGACAAGCAGACUAAGGACAUGGAUUACUGGAACCAUGUCCUGUGGUCCGAUGAGACUAAGAUAAACCUGUUUGGUUCAGAUGGUGUCAAGCGUGUGUGGCGGCAACCAGUUGAGGAGUACAAAGACAAGUAUGUCUUGCCUACAGUCAAGCAUGGUGGUGGGAGUGUCAUGGUCUGGGCCUCCAUGAGUGCUGCCGGCACUGGGGAGCUACAGUUCAUUGAGGGAACCAUGAAUGCCAACAUGUACUGUGACAUACCAAAGCAGAGCAUCAUCCCCUCUCUUCUGCGACUGGGUCGGAGGGCAGUAUUCCAACAUGAUAACGAACCCAAACACACCUCCAAGAUGACCACUUUCUUGCUAAAGAAGCUGAAGGUAAAGUUGAUGGACUGGCCAAGCAUGUCUCCAGACCUAAACCCUAUAGAGCAUCUGUGGGGCAUCCUCAAACAGAAGGUGUGGGAGCGCAAGGUCUCUAACAUCCACCAGCUCCGUGUGUCACAUCAUGCCAUAUUCUGCGGAGAUGUCUGGCUUUGGCUUCUGGUAUCCAGUACUCUUUUUACAAUCCUUGCUUAGUUUUUCUUUUUCCUUUUGUUUCAGUCUGGACCUGCAGCAGUGUUUCAAGUCUCUGCCUUUUCUUGCAGGUAAGUGCUAUUGUGGUUUAGUAUGGUUUUUUAGCGAACAUUAGGCAGUGUAGGUCCUGCCGAAUAUGGGAUACAUUGGCGUUGUGGCAGGCUUAUGCAAUGUAUGAUCAUAUAAUGUAACUAAAUCCCCAUACUUUUCAUAUAUAGUGCUUAGUUAUGUCUACUCUUGUUUUGCCUAUUAUAUCUUGUCUUGUUUUAUUUUGUUAACCCAGUCCAUGUACAGUCCUGUCCUGUCCUGCCCCUGUUUAGUUAAUGUUCCCUUAUGUAUUGUGUACAUGUUCUGGGUUUAGCUUCCUAUCCUUCUCUGGUUCUGGGUUCUACUAGUUCUGUCUUGUUUUCAUGUUUGGUGCCUACUCUAGCCUUGCCUUGUUUCUGUACUGGAUACAUGUCUGCUGUAGAGCCCCCCUAUCCAGUUCCUGGGAUCCGCUGUAGCUGCAUCAGGGUUCUGGUAAGUGGCCGCGCAAACGCUGGUGCUCAACACCAGGGGGCGUGCGGUUACCCUGCACCAGACCCUGCUAAUCCACUUCCACUGUGACUCCUACUCUCAACAUCAGGCAUACUGGGUUUCGGUCCACGCACCGCCUCCCGGACAGUGUCUGGGUCCCGGGCACCGGACCGCCACCCUGACACUGUGAUGUCGUCUUGCAGGAGUGGAAGAGGACUCCAGUGGCAACCUGUGAAGCUCUGGUGAACUUAAUACCCAUAAGGGUUAAGGCAGUGCUGGAAAAUAAUGGUGGACAAAAAAUAUUGACACUUUGGGCCCAAUUUGGACAUUUCCAUUUAGGGGUGUACUCACUUUUGUUGCCAACGGUUUAGACAUUAAUGGCUGUGUGUUGAGUUAUUUUGAGGGGACAUCAAAUUUACAAUGUUAUAAAUGCUGUACACUUAUUACUUUACAUUGUAGCAGAGUGUCAUUUCUUCAGUGUUAUCACAUGAAAAGAUAUAAAAUAUUUACAAAAAUGUGAGGGGUGUACUCACUUUUGUGAGAUACUGCGUGUGUGUGUGUAUGUGUAUAUAUAUAUAUGUAUAUGCACACACAUGUAUUAAUAUAAUUUCUGUUUGUUGUAACAUAUUUUUGAUCUCUGAAAAACAAAAUAUUUUUGUCCUGAGUCCUGACAAUUGUAAGCAAGCAGAUUAGUACUUAAAUCCAAUGGGGUAGAUUUCUAAUUCUCUAAUUCUGUCUAUGAUCUGGUGAAGUUCAAGCUGAUGUCAUGUACCCUCUCAUGGGACUCCUAGUUGGAGAGCUUUCCUCAUGCAUUCUUUGCUCCUCCCAGCAGACUGCUGAAAUGAGUCCUCUUAUCUAAUAUUGACUCAACUCAGUCACUGUUAAUUCCACAGGUGAAUACACAAUGAGGUAAUUUGGGACUUUUAUCUUAAGUUCGUUAGCUGGAGGAUUCAUAGUAAAAUAAAGUAUACUUUAGUGCUGAAAUUGAGAUACUUUUUCAAAAUUGUGGCACCAGUCAAAUGACUAAUUUGGCAAAUUUAAGUGGAUAUUCAAUAAAAUUCCUUUUUGCAGGUUGUACUUUUAUAAAAUGUUAUAUACCAUAUCUCUAUACUUAUUCUUUUUUACUCCGUUUCCUUUAAUGUUCUGUUUUAUCUCAUAAUUGUGUCUCACACGUUGUAUACUCUUCUGUUCCUUAUUUAUACUAUGUACUCUUACACAUCACCCCAUAUUCUUCUGUCACUAUGUCCCUUGUCGGUCUUCCAUCUGUGUAUUUAUCUCAGAUUCCUCUUCUUCCAUGUUUUUAUCUUUCACUGCAUGUUUAUCCUUAAACUUCGUUGUUUGUCCAACAUCCUUAAAUUCUCUACUCUACCCCUCUACUCAAAUCCCAAGUCUCCCAGCUUUCCUUUGCUUCCAUUGUGCAGCGAAUGUUUCUGAUUUCCAAGCCAUCUCUGUCCAAUUCCCAGACGGAAAAAAGUCUCUGACCUCUGCUUCCAGACGUCUGGACAGAAGGAAAAGCAGCUUCCUCUAUUCUUUAGAUGUGAACCUACGAUGCGAGAGUCCGCUCACUAAUUCAGAGCAGUAACAGCUUACCUGCCCAUUUCUACGCCAACUACUUCCCCUCCGUCACUUAACCCCUGACACUUACAAUUUAGAAACGUGUCCCCCUGCAGUGGCACCCAAGUGACACACUGAGCCUGGAGGGAGACUGGGCUGCUAAUAACUUGCAGACUUGGGAAUCCUUUCCAGGGGAAACCCUUUGAAUCCCCUUCUAAUGAGCCAUGAAAUAUAGGGAGGUUUUGUAUCCAGGACAGGUCGUGCUGGAGCCUUGUAUUUCACAUCAGGCCAGAAACUCAGCAAGCCCUUCACCCUAUAUAUUACAUGCAGAUGGAGUUAUUCAGCGUUUACGUUAUACAACAAUCCCAGAAAAUCCCAGGGUAUAUUUCAAGGAAUCAUUGUAUAAAUAGACAGAAUACAGCUGUGUGCAUUGGUGGAAAGAAUUAUUCCUACCAAUAUAAAGUUAUUUGCAAGCAUUUUCCUAUUUAUAGAGUCGCAAUAUAAUAUACAGCUGUUCAACGCUGUAUAGAUGUGUGCAUACAGUGUUUUAUUAUAUAUAUAUACAUUAUAAAAUUUAGAAACUACAUAAAUAAAGGUCAUUUGGCCUCCAUAUACUGUACAAUACAUAGACAAAACACAAGAGAUUCUAUAUAUACUGUAGAUGUGUGUGCUAUGGUAGUGUAGGGGUUAGUGAUUAGUGCUGGGGUAGUGUUAGAGUUAGUGUAGUGGUGUCGGCAAGCAUUGGGACAUACAUGAGAGAAGGUGGGGAGUGUUAACUUAGAGACCUCAGGUAAGAAGUCAAACCAUAAAAAACCAGUUUGACUACAUACAUUAGGGGGCGCCAGUGUGUAACUGGCACGAUGGCAACUGCAAUGUGGUGGAGCAUUCCUGUAAAGUCCAAAGCUGCCAUCAAUAAAAUAGCAGAAGAUGCUGCUAGGAAUCCCCAAUAAUCUUCUAAACUCAGACACACUGGGACAUGUACGAACCGGUUCUGCCCAAUGUCAUGGCCCCUCUAAUUAUGGGAAAUAAUUGCACGGAUGAUGUCACUUCCAUGUAACAUAGCGUUUGGAAACAUGGUCUUUCUGUUGAAAUGAUCAUGUACUGAUGCAUAUAAAUUAAGGAGUGCUAGUACUCACAGAGUGUAGAACUAGUUAAAGAGAUGGGUGCUUUAUUGUUAUAACUGUAGGGCAUAAGAGGAGGUGGCUUACUUUAACCAUUAGACGCUACAUUUAUUUAUCUACCUAUUUAUUUGUCUUUAUCUAUAAGGCAAAUAUCCAAUAGAAUCAAUAAUACAUAGUUAACAAUCACAUACAUGGUUAAACUUAAAUUGAUGGGGAUAAAGGGUAUUUUUAAAUAUCCAUGUAUUAUAUUUACUAAAUUCCACCACCAUCACACUUGGUGCAGGUGAAUUUACCAAAUAUAGUACACUACAUGCACAGGGUGUGCUAAGGGUGUACCUAUAUUUCUUUAUGAAAGAUUUAUGAUAAUAUUAUUAAUUAAUAUCUGCAAAUAUUUCUGAUAUAGAAAAGUAAAAUAUCUCAUAAUUCAAGACUAAUAAUUAUAUUUAGAUGUAUAUGCCCUGUACAAAUGUUACAGGUAAGAUGUUUUUAAUGUUCAGAUAUACUGACGCAUAAGUGUGUCUUAGUUAUGGGUGAGUGUCCUAAGGUAGGUUAAUAUGUAUAAAACUAUUUAUUGAGCACAUUUUUUGCAUUAUUUAAAGAGGGUGGCGUAAGGUAUCACACAGUAGUAGGUUCAUGUACAAUGCAAUGCGGCCCGUCCGCUGAAGCAUUCUCUGUGCUAUAUUCUAAUCCCAGAUAUUGCCAUUCUUUGGUAGGGGCCAGCCUGACACGACAUUGAAAUGCAUGACCUCUCUUGCAUGUACUGUGCAGCUCAGUAUCAGAGACAUAAAUCUACCACCCAUAGGAGAGAGUUACUUGCACUAGGGACAGGCUAUUUUUCAUUAGCAAGUGGAAGGCAAUAUUCAUGCAAUAAUAUGAUAAAUGGCCCUGCACUGCAGUGAAGAGCGCUCUGUCUUUUCUGGGAGAUAAAUCAGUAAGAGCCCUCCAUGCUGCCACGUAAUGCAUGUGGAUAAAUUUACAGUUGUGUGUGUUUGAAUGUGUAAAGUAUUUUUUAUGUACUUUCUAUAUACAUUGAAGAGCACACAGCUGUAGAUACUUACAAUGUUUACCUCAUAUCAUUUUUUGAAUGCGUGUAAAUUCCCAAGUGGUUUAUGGACUAUAUAUGGCCAGACAUUUUUGGAAAAUGUCAACAAUAUAUUAAUAGCAGUAUGUGCUUUUUGCUGCUCACCAAGAAUAAAUUGCAGGGGAAAAAAAAGAAUUUUAUCAAGUAGCAUGGAAAAAACUUUACGUGAAAAAAUCAUCAAAAUCAAAAUGUAGAGCCUCCGAAAGUACGAUUUCCAGCGUGACUUUAUUGUAGAUUUACAUUUCAAAUAUUGCCAUUGAAGCUUUGAGUUUCAAAUGUUUACAUUGAUAAAACAUUACAACAGCAGCAACGUUGAUAACAAUGCCACUAAUUGGGAGAAGGGGUGGGGGUAAAAUUAGUUUAAACUUGGGAGGAAGUUAUUGUUAAAUUAAAGAGGUCUUUGUUUUAGUUGGGAGGGCGGCAUAAGGUACCCCUGAUUCUCACUGUGUACCUGUUCUUUUUUUUAUUGAUGCUUAUUGUUUUUAACAUAGCAGCGAUAUUAUAGCUUUGCUAUAGUGACAGUGACAUUUUUAAAUGUUAAUUAAUUAAUGUCAUUAAUGAAUACUUACAGCUUUCUUAACUAAACUGUUAGCUGUGAUAGACUUGACAGCUGACAAAAUUUAGACCACUAUAGCUCAUUUCCACUGUUUAUUGGAAAGCCUAAAUUAUACAUCAUAUCUGCAUUUCUGACAUGUUAUUUGUAGGGUAAAUAAAUUAAAUUGUAUAUAUGUUUGUGUGUGUGUGUUAAUUACAGCUGAUUGCUAAGUGAAUUUCUUUUACUUUUAGUUUUAAAUCUCUAGAUAGCGUAACAACUAGGUUAGGUUUUUUACAGUCUCUUUUUGUCUAUAAUAAAGACACCGCAAUGCUUAUCCAGCGUGAGGAAGAUCUCAGCCAUUGUACUUUAUCAAAGCUGCUUUAUCUUAUGAUCUCAUGGGAGAAGUUGUCUAAAUAAUGCAGACUCACCGCUUUCUACCCAUUGUUAUAUAUUUAGAAGUGCUUGGAGACCUCCAGCAAGAGGGAGUUAAAGGACCGCUCUGGAUUAUAUCCACCAGGUCUGCAACUGGAACGUAGGAACAUUUAUCUGGACACUGGCGACCAGACAAACACAUUUGAUCAAAUGUAAUUGUAACUUGCCACCUGCAUGUCCGCGUUUCCCAUAAAUUGGAAUUUCCUAGAAUUUAAUGUUUUAUUCCAAUUGUGAUUUCUAUACGUUGGAGCUUUGGAAAGAUGUUAAAAGAGCAACUUACAAUAGUAAUGUAUUAUUUAAAAGAUUAAAAAUGUGUACAAUAUGUAUAUCUUAGCUCUCCAAACUUGAAUGUGAUGUAUGGGGUGUAACAGACAUACUGACAUACACAGACAGACACUGACACAAGCACAGACACAUACACUGACAGACAUACUGACAUAAACAUACACUGACAGACAUACUGACACAGACACUGACAGACAUACUGACACAAACACAGACAGACAUACUGACAUACAUACUGACACAAACACAUACACUGACAGACAUACUGACAUAAACAUACACUGACAGACAUACUGACAAACAUACACUGACAGACAUACUGACACAGACACAGACAGACAUACUGACAUAAACAUACACUGACAGACAUAUUGACAAACAGACAUACUGACACAGACACUGACAGACAUACUGACAUAAACAUACACUGACAGACAUACUGACACAAACACAGACACUGACAGACAUACUGACACAAACACUGACAGACAUACUGACAUAAAUUUACACUUUUAAACCCACCCACAAGUUUCCUACCUUGGAAGGUGGUUCCCCAGGUGUCCAGACUGAAGGCUGUUGGGAUCUGCCUCUCCUGGCAAGGGUCCCUCCUUCGUCUCCCGCGCGGCUCCUCUCCUUAGUGAGAGGAAGUGACUCGCAGCCGUCACUUCCUCCCAGCGCUGCCGAAAAGCAAAGGGCCCGGUCGCGCUGUUAAAGUGCUACAGCGUGUGACCGGGCCCCUGCUUACAAUACCCACCCGGUGGCCUGCUUAAUGUGGGGGCCGGUGGCCCCAUGGGAGAAACAAUUGUUGAGGGCAGCGGGGCCCACGGGGAAGCUGCCUUGGGCCCCCCAAGAGUAACUGGGCCCGGGGCAGCUGCCCCGUUUGCCCCGCGUUAAAGACGGCCCUGAGUGUCCCUUUAAUAAACCGCUCCUUAACUGUUUGUUGAUAAACCAUGGAAAGAGAUUCUUGUACCAUAACCAAUACAUUGAGCUGUAAUUGUUAUGCUACUUAGAGUGUUACUCUAUGAACUUACCACUGUGUUCUAGCCUCCAUAGUUUAGGUUGGUAUAAUACAAGUGGUAAGAGUUAAAGGUUUUUGUUUGUAAAAUUGCUAUGUAGUCAUGUUGAUUUUUUUUUUUUUCACAAUUAAUCUAUCAUUUGCUUUGUGAUUGAUUAAUUAAAAGAGUCCCUGGUGAAUCGAUGUUGACAUAGCAGCAAUGAUUCUAGAAAAUAAAACUUUAUGGCUGUCAUGGGGUAGAUUUAUUAAGAGGUGAAAAGUUGGGGGAGUGUGAAAGUACCUGUUAGGCAAACUUUUAGUAGUACUGUGCACAAGAUCUUAAAGUCUGUUGGCAUGGCAGUCCAAUUUUGUUUUUUAAAUUGAGGUGUGUAUGUUGCAGUGUUGGGCUUGUGUAUUUUAUGAGGGCUGCAGUUGCUUUGUAACAUUGUAUUUGUGUGUAUGUGGCUGUUAUAUUGUAUAUGUUCAUUAGUAUUGUGUAUGAUAUCCAUGAAUGUGGACUGUGUAUGGCGGCUGCUUGUGGAAUUGUGUGUUUGGAUGAUAUGUCAUAUUAUAUAUAUCAUAAACAGUUUGCACCUUUACCAAACUGGCCAGAGUACUCGCCACAUCAUAACCACUAUGGAAGGCCUUUUAAGGGCAAUGUAUACAUGAGCAUGUCUCAAAUGCACAUAAUGACUGCAUCUUAUUGGACACAAGCUUUGACACAAAGAUAUAUGGAAUCAGUAACAUAGCAAACGGACACUGACACAGACACACACAGACAUUCAAAUAGACACUCUAGUACAAAGAUAAACUGAUAGUUAAAAAUACUAUCCAAUAAAUACAGUCACAGACUUUUGAUGAAAUGGCCACAAAUUGUCUUACAACUGCAGUAACAAAAAUGAUUACAGCCACUGACAUGCGCAUUGCACAAAAAAUGAUAUAUAUAGGUUCAAGUACAAAAAUACAUAUAUGUAAUGACACACAUUCACGCCACAUUAGACACUGACCGACACAAACAGAAUCAGAAUAUGUUAUAUACAAUCACAGCCAUAGAAAGACACAGAUGGAUAUGUCAUUACAUUGACAAAGAGACAAUUAUACGACUAGAACAAUAUCUGCUUUACAACUAUAAUGAUACAAACACAGAUAAGUUCUAAGGGUUUACAAACCGUGACAUCUACACAGACACUUAUUUAUAUUGAAAUCUGACAAUUAGUUACACUCUUAAAAAAUCUUAUAAAUACAGUCAUACUGAGACACUGAUAGAUACAACAAAUUAUGAUGAAUAUAGUGGCAACCAUACAGGAACUAACAGACACACCCAGAACUUGUCUAUCAAAAUGUUAUAUAUACAAUGAAAUACAUACAGAGUCUGAUAGACACUACUGUCUUUUUUUCUUUAAGUCAUGGUUUCUGUUCACCACAAUUCAGUGAUUAAUCAUAAACCCUAAUUGUAUCAAUAUAUUCACAGUAAUACUGAUGCUGAUUGACACAAAUUAAUUUGGAUAUGAAUAAUCACGGUAAUUAGAGAUAUUGAUAGACAGCCACAAACCGUACCUGACAAACCGAGUCAACGAUAAAUAUGGAACAUAACACCACAGCCAUAACAAUAGGUACAGACAAACAGAAAUUCAAAACACAUUUGUGUGUGUUUAUUCUUAUAUAGAGUUUAAAAGUAUUAUAAGUAUUUACAAGUAAUUAAGUGUUCUUGCAUAGCAAGGCCACUUAAUGUUAUCUCACAUAUAUAUUAUUCCUAUUCUUAUUAUAGCCAAAUUUACCACCCUAACUCCUCCCACAGUUUUUACACUACAUAGACAGUAAUAUACCGAAACGUGCGGAUUGUUACCAAUCGGAUUGCUCUUACUUUGUGGAACGUUUCGCCGAAUGGUUCACAGAAUAUCGUCGUUCUUGUGGCGAAAUUGGUCCCAUAGGAAUGAAUGGCAAAAUGUUCAAAACUUUCUAAACUGCCACCACUCCCUCAUUUUCAAGCCCACCUACACAAAUCUUAUAUCAAAACGUUCAGCUAUCCCUGCUGCCACUAAAAAUGUCCACGGCUAAGCCAUAGUCCUGAUAGUUUUCACGAUAUAAUCAUUUGUUUGCAACUCACGCCGUCCAUUGACAUUCAUUGAAACUCCACUCCAGCCAGCUUAAAUUUGAAGUGCAAUUUCUAAACUGCGACUAUGCCUUCAUUUUUAAUACUUCAGAGACAUACUAUACAUCAAAAUGUAGGUCUGGGUCUUGUGAUUCUCACAAUAUAAAGCUCUUCGCUGUAGGAUGUACCGUUUUUAAAAUACGACCGUUUGAAGAUGGCACCCGCCAAAAUACUCUGACCUGUGCCAGGCUACAGCAGCAAGUGAUGUCAUAGACAGGGCCUUUUGUACACCUGCUAAUGUUUUUAUAAAUGCAUGUUUUAACCCCUUAAGGACCGAGGACGGUUCAGGACCGUCAUCGGCAUUUUUGCGUUGCCGACCGAUGACGGUCCUGAACCGUCCUAACGGUCUCCGUUACUUACCUGAUCGCCGUCGUUCCCCCGGCGGCGAUCAGCGUGGCUCCGGUUGUGGGGAGACUGCCUGCAGCCCAGACAGUCUCCCCACGGCAGAUUAGGACCCCUGUGGCCAUGUGAUCGCUUAACACAGCGAUCACAUGGUCACAAUAGGUGUCCUAUGUGUCUGCCUGCAGGGGGACUGUCUGUGCUGACAGGCAGUCUCCCUGCUAGUGUAAAAUCAGAAAAAAAAAAUAAAGUUAGUGUUAAUUAAAAAAAAUAAAAUAAUUAUAUAUGUGUAUAUAUGAUAUAUAGACAUAUAUUAUAUCUAUAUAAUAUAUGUCUAUAUAUCAUAUAUAUAUGUCAUACUAAGUGUAUUUUUAUAUUAAUAUGUACUUAUAUUAAUAUAAAAAUACACUUAUAAUUAAAUUACACACGUAUAUAUAUAAUAUAUAUAAUAACUAUAUAUAUUGUAUAUAUAUAUAUAUAUUAUUAUAAAAUAUAAAUAAUAAGUAAUUUAAAUUAAAUAAUUUUUUAAAAUAAUAAUAAAAAUUAAAAAAAAAUUAUAUAUCUAUAUGAAAUUUUAUUCUAACUGUAUUUUAAAAUUAAUAUAUAUAUAUUUAUAUCAAAAUACACUUAGAAUGAAUUUGUAUAUAUAUCUAUGUAUAUAAAAAUAAAUAAAAAAUAAUAAGAAAUAUACAUACGUCCAUAUACAAAAUUACAUAAAUAAUUAUAUAAAUAUACACGUAGACUUCAAAUAUAUAAAUAUGCAUAUAUAUUUAAAUUCUACGUGCGUAUUUAUGUAAUAUUUUUACAUUAUUCAGUAAUUUUAUUGAUUGCAAUUUAAGGGACCUGCCUGCUAACCCAGGCCGAAAUUCCAGAGAAUUGAAUUUGCUAGCACUGUAUUUUACCCUGUAACGUUCUACGACACCCUAAAACCUGUACAUGGGGGGUACUGUUUUACUCGGGAGACUUCGCUGAACACAAAUACAGGGAGUGCAGAAUUAUUAGGCAAAUUAGUAUUUUGACCACAUCAUCCUCUUUAUGCAUGUUGUCUUACUCCAAGCUGUAUAGGCUCGAAAGCCUACUACCAAUUAAGCAUAUUAGGUGAUGUGCAUCUCUGUAAUGAGAAGGGGUGUGGUCUAAUGACAUCAGCACCCUAUAUCAGGUGUGCAUAAUUAUUAGGCAACUUCCUUUCCUUUGGCAAAAUGGGUCAAAAGAAAGACUUGACAGGCUCAGAAAAGUCAAAAAUAGUGAGAUAUCUUGCAGAGGGAUGCAGCACUCUUAAAAUUGCAAAGCUUCUGAAGCGUGAUCAUCGAACAAUCAAGCGUUUCAUUCAAAAUAGUCAACAGGGUCGCAAGAAGCGUGUGGAAAAACCAAAGCGCAAAAUAACUGCCCAUGAACUGAGAAAAGUCAAGCGUGCAGCUGCCACGAUGCCACUUGCCACCAGUUUGGCCAUAUUUCAGAGCUGCAACAUCACUGGAGUGCCCAAAAGCACAAGGUGUGCAAUACUCAGAGACAUGGCCAAGGUAAGAAAGGCUGAAAGACGACCACCACUGAACAAGACAAACAAGCUGAAACGUCAAGACUGGGCCAAGAAAUAUCUCAAGACUGAUUUUUCUAAGGUUUUAUGGACUGAUGAAAUGAGAGUGAGUCUUGAUGGGCCAGAUGGAUGGGCCCGUGGCUGGAUUGGUAAAGGGCAGAGAGCUCCAGUCCGACUCAGACGCCAGCAAGGUGGAGGUGGAGUACUGGUUUGGGCUGGUAUCAUCAAAGAUGAGCUUGUGGGGCCUUUUUGGGUUGAUGAUGGAGUCAAGCUCAACUCCCAGUCCUACUGCCAGUUCCUGGAAGACACCUUCUUCCAGCAGUGGUACAGGAAGAAGUCUGCAUCCUUCAAGAAAAACAUGAUUUUCAUGCAGGACAAUGCUCCAUCACACGCGUCCAAGUACUCCACAGCGUGGCUGGCAAGAAAGGGUAUAAAAGAAGAAAAUCUAAUGACAUGGCCUCCUUGUUCACCUGAUCUGAACCCCAUUGAGAACCUGUGGUCCAUCAUCAAAUGUGAGAUUUACAAGGAGGGAAAACAGUACACCUCUCUGAACAGUGUCUGGGAGGCUGUGGUUGCUGCUGCACGCAAUGUUGAUGGUGAACAGAUCAAAACACUGACAGAAUCCAUGGAUGGCAGGCUUUUGAGUGUCCUUGCAAAGAAAGGUGGCUAUAUUGGUCACUGAUUUGUUUUUGUUUUGUUUUUGAAUGUCAGAAAUGUAUAUUUGUGAAUGUUGAGAUGUUAUAUUGGUUUCACUGGUAAUAAUAAAUAAUUGAAAUGGGUAUAUAUUUGUUUUUUGUUAAGUUGCCUAAUAAUUAUGCACAGUAAUAGUCACCUGCACACACAGAUAUCCCCCUAACAUAGCUAAAACGAAAAACAAACUAAAAACUACUUCCAAAAAUAUUCAGCUUUGAUAUUAAUGAGUUUUUUGGGUUCAUUGAGAACAUGGUUUUUGUUCAAUAAUAAAAUUAAUCCUCAAAAAUACAACUUGCCUAAUAAUUCUGCACUCCCUGUAUUAGUGAUUCAAAACAGUAAAACAUAUCACAGCGAUAAUAUUGUCAGUGAAAGUUACUUUUUUUGCAUUUUUCACACACAAACAGAUUUUUUACUGAUGAUAUAAUUGUUGUGAUACGUUUUCCAGUUUUUAAACACUAAUAUUUGUGUUCAGCGAUGUCUCCCGAGUAAAACAGUACCCCCCAUGUACAGGUUUUAUAGCAUUUUUGAAAGUUACAAGGUCAAAUAUAUGGGUCAAAUAUUUUUACAUUGAAAAUGGCCAGGUUGGUUACGUUGCCUUUGAGAGCGUAUGGUAGCCCAGGAAUGAGAAUUACCCCCAUGAUGGCAUACCAUUUGCAAAAGAAGACAACCCAAGGUAUUGCAAAUGGGGUAUGUCCAGUCUUUUUUAGUAACCACUUGGUCACAAACACUGGCCAAAAUUAGCGUUCAAUUUAGUUUUUUUACUUUUUUCACACACAAACAAAUAUGAAUGCUUACUUUGGCCAGUGUUUUCGACUAAGUGGCUACUAAAAAAGACUGGACAUACCCCAUAUUGAAUACCCUGGGUUGUCUACUUUAAAAAAAAUAUGUACAUGUGGGGUGUUAUUCAGAGAUUUAUGACAGAUAAUAGUGUUACAAUGUCACUAUUGAUAAAUUUUAAAAAUGUAUGUUUUGAAACCGCAAUAUCCUACUUGUACCUAUAGCCCUAUAACAUGCAAAAAAAAGCAAAAAAGCACGUAAACACUAGGUAUUUUUAAACUCAGGACAAAAUUUUGAAUCUAUUUAGCAGUUUUUUUCAUUCGCUUUUGUAGAUGAGUAAAAGAUUUUUCAAGUAAAAGUCAAAAAACAUGUAUUUUUUUCAAUUUUUCAUCAGAUUUUUGUAUUUUUUUAAAAUUAAAAUACAUGAGAUUAUAUAAAUAAUGGUAUGUAAAGAAAGCCCCUUUUGUCCUGAAAAAAACAAUAUAUAAUUUGUAUGGGAACAGUAAAUGAGAGAGCGGAAAAUUACAGCCAAACACAAACACCACAAAAGUGUAAAAAUAUGUCUGGUCGCAAAUGUACAACAUCGCAAAAACAGUCCAGUCCUUAAGGGGUUAAUGUAACUGUGAAGCACUUUGGGCAACAACGUUGCAAUUAAAUGUGCUAUAUAAAAAAAUGAUAACAGUUACUCCGCCCACUCCAGUUGUAGACUACUGGUGGAGGCAAGAACACUUCACACAAUUUCCCCAGAAAUUGUAGCUUUUCUAGUUUAAAAUCUAAACUCCAUAAAAUAUUAUCUUUACCGUCUGCUAGCCAAAUAUCUAGUGUUAUAUUUUGGUUUUACCAGCAUAAAUUCCAAUGCGAAUGGCAUAUAGAUAAAUACUGUACAUCUAUUACAGAUGGUCCGUGUACUUUAUGAGAAUGUGAUCCUGUUGCCUAAUCCAGGAAAACCCUUUAGGUUAACACAGUAUUUAAUCUAUUUGUGAACUGGCGGCUUGGCGUAUUGUAUAGACUUAAGAACGUCAUGUUAUUCACACAUUUUGUGCAUGGCAGGUUGACUUUAAUGAAACUGAAUUUUGUAGGAACCAGGCCUCAGACAGUAGCUCAGCCAUUGAAUUGGACAGGAUCCAAUUUCCUGAGACACAAUGCCAAGUCCAACAUAAAAAGUGCUUAAAAAAAUAGACAUUAACUACUUGAGGUUCACCUUUGUAGCUAAAUGAAAACACUCCCGAGAUGUGAAAAUCAGAGCAUGAGGUCUAAUUAAUGAAGUUUAACAUUAUCCCAAUACAUUUCAAAAAAUCUUGUUUUUCCAAAGAUUAAUCUUUUUUUCUAUUUAUUUAUAAAUCAACCCUAUUCGUGCAAACACGUAUUUAUUCACUCUACUAUGCAAACUAAUAAAUUCAAAAGUGGUUUAAUCACAAAACCAUGAAUUUGUGCAGAGAUAUAAAAGGAUUGACACAUUUUAGCCUAGAUUACAUAGCUUGCUAGCAAAUACAGCUGUUUUUCACGAGAAAUGUUCAGGUCCUUUUAUCAGCUAUCCAUAAUUGCCAUUUUAGUCAAUAAAUAUUGAUGGAUAAAGAUGCCUUUAGUAGCUACUGUGUUUAUUACAUAUGUGUAAUCAUUUCUGCAAUAUAGAUGUUUUGUUUUAUUUGUUUACAUUUUUUUUUUUCUAUUUUAAACAAGCCAUUCUAAUUAUGGAUUUAUUUUUCCGUAGUUAUCUGCCUUGGUUUGAAGUUUACUACAAGCUGUUGAAUACAUUGGCUGACUACUUGGUAAAAGAGCAGGUAAUGAUGUUCCUCUGUUCUCUGUAAUAGCUGUAGGAAAAAAAAAAUUCUGUUAUUUUCUAAUUAAUUGGGCACUUUAUGUAUGUGAGUGGGCAUCAGAAUACACCAGACAGAGCAUUACGUUAAAAACUCGCUCUGAUUUCUUUUUUACUUUAUAGCAGAACUAUGUGGUCACAAAAAGUUGAUGUUACAGUAUAUAAUGAGACGAUUAUUUCAGUACUAAUGAAUAUCGAGGCAAGUUUUGAAGAUACACCACUAAUAUGGCGUCUAUUGAAUGUGGCAGGGCAAAAAUACAUUUUUAAUUAGUUCAUUACCCCGGCAUACUAUUAAUACCCCAAAACAUAAUUUUCACUUGUUGUCUUUGUAAGGAUCUAUACAUAAAUUCAGUUGUUGAAGAGUAUCUAACAGUCGAAAUGAAUGCAUUGUAGCUAAUGCCUCUCCUGGCCAUACGUGGAACUGCAGGUUAAAAUGUGUUGCCCUGAAAAUUCAACAAGUUUAGCCCAUUUAAUAUUUGUUCUCCAGACCCCAUUGCCACCUUGCUUAUCUUGAAAAGUAAUAAAAUACAAAGGUAGAUUUUGAAAGUAUACUAUUGUACUUUUGAAAUCUAGUUUUAAUUUGAGAUUUAAAAUUAGAUAUUGAUGGGACAGUGUACCAUGUCUUAUUUUUAAAUUUUUCAGGAAAAUGACUUGAAUGAUAUGUUAAAAUCACUGUACAACCACCCGGUUCCCGAUGCUCACACUCCUGUCAGUCUGAGCCUUGUAAGUAUGAUUUUACAAAAAAAUAAAAUAAACUAUCUUUCAGCUAGUCAGUUAAAGGUCAUAGUCUAGUCACCCUUGCAUUGAGGUCACAAAAUAGUAUGUUUUAAGAGCUUUCCCUCCACUAAGAGAGGUCUAUAUUCAAGAUAGAGUGUAUUUAAAACGUGUUGAUAAUAAAUUGGGGAUAAGAUCUCUACAAGUGGAGACAUCACUAUAGAAACAAACAGAACAUUUCUAAUGCUUCCAUUGGUAACCAUAGUGAUUACUUCACUUUUAGAACUUUGCUCCACUUUUCUCUCAGCAAGAGUUUUCUAAAUCUCUCCCACUGUGAACAUUUUACACAUCUCCUCACAUGUUCCCAAUUACUGUAUGUGGUUUCACUGAGAAUCCCUGUACGCCAUUGCAUGACCACUUACUCAUCACAAUGUGUACCAGUUUUGUUUUUUUUUUAGUUUUUUUAUAACUCUCGCACUUAAUGUGCAUGUUUUUCCACAUAUAUAAAUAUAUAUAUAUAUAUAUAUAUAUAUAUAUAUAUAAAAAUAUAUAGCUUUUAGUUUUUUUUGUUUGUUUGUUUGUUUGUAAAUUCUGCAUAAUACAUUGCAACUCUGCUUCCUCUUUUCUGUUCCGGUAGUAUAGUCAGAUGAUUAACUUGUAACUGACAAAGCCAGACCUAUACAUAUAUCUGGCCAUUGGCAUACUGUCACGGUGGUUGAUGCAGAUUCACUCAAUUGGCAUCCUCCCCAUGACAUGAAACCUGUUACAAUUCUACAUAUCAUUACAUGAACAAAUUCUUUAUCACUGUAAACCCAUAAAAUAUAUUCUUAUUUCUGUGACCGCUCUAUGUCUUCUUUUAAAUGACAGUGCAUGAAAAUGUAUUUUGUGAAAUGUAAAGUCUUUGGAAACUUGUUUAAUGCAAGUUCUCACCUAAAAUUAAAAUAAAACGCCAUAGAAUGUCUUACACUGGCAUUGCUGUAGCUCAGAGAGAGAGAGGUGGGUCUGUUUCCAACCUUUUUGUGGUUUCCUGUGUGACUGCACAUGUCAGAAACCCCAAAUUAGAAUCACCAACAUUAAGUUACAUACUAAGAUUUUUCUGUUUCUUGGGAUCUUCUACACCUGUACUGCAUAUUUGCACUAUGAAUGCAUCUGGCGAAGUUUUAGUGAAUUUUGUGGGUCUCAAUUUUUGUUAGAAGCUUUUUAUAGUAAGAGGUCUCCUUUAAGAAUCAAAGAGGAGAGUUCUUGUCAUAACUGCUUAAGAUAUUUAGCUUUUUAAAAUCUUUUAGAUCCUUUUGUCAGGACUGCAAGCAUAGAACAAUCAAAUAAAAUAACAUCCCAUAGAUCUGAGAUAACUAUCAGGUAACUUGACAUCAGUGAUGGAAUUUAGAGUUCUAUAAUGCUCUGCUAUUAUCCUAAAAGAAAAAUGUUGUGUCUGUGUUGGGUUGAAAUGGUAGCAGUAGGUACAUGGAAAAAUCAAUUUGUUCCCACUAAUCAGUACAAUAUUCAGUUAAUCUAAACCAGCAACCCUACCUGUCCUAUUCAGACAAUCUGAUAUACAAAAUAAAUAGGGGGCUCUAUUGACACCCAAGUUUCUGUUUCUUAUUUGCAAGAACGAGCAGCUGUUUAUAUCAAGUGAACACAUGUUAAAAAUUGAACCCUCUCCUCUGUUGGUAAGUUGCAGGGUCUGGUGAGUUCCUAAUCCUAAGGACAAAUCUUCAAUUUCUAAACAUGAAUUCCUAAUGAAAUCACUAUCUCGUCUCAGCGUAAUUUAACUUUUUUGAUUUUCUCACAAACAAACCCUAAUUUUCUGUCUGACGAUGAUUUCCAAUGAAAGAUUCUCUUUUCCGGCUGCAAUUUUACAUUCUAAUUUUGGAUCUUCUAACAUUUUAGUUAUUUUGCAUGCCUUGGUGUCUUAACAAGUCAGGAAUAUUUUUUAAUGUUUACAUUGAGAUAUGUCAACUAGUUUUCUCUGAUUAAAAGGAUAUUAUUUACUGUGUAAUCUUAUAUUUAAUUAACCAUUAGCAUUUUAUUUCAUUUUGUAGUAGAUCCCUUUUUUCUCAUGUGCUUCCUUUUAUGGAGAAGGCAAAGUUGACAUAUCAGAUAUUGACUGUUUGACAUAGGAUCUUCAAAGUAACCCUCUCCACCAAAAAUGCUCUGUAUCGUAUUUGGCUUAUAGAAGGGUAACUUGGAUCAGAGUGAGUUGAGCCAGUCAUAAUGGUUGAUUGUUUCACUGUCUGAAACAGUUGACCUCAUAUGAGAGAUAUCUUUUAAACCCUAGAAAUCAAUCCUGUAAUAACUGCCUUAAAACAAAGUAACAAUACCCUCACUGCUUAAUAUUCAUAAACCAUAUACAUCAUUGUAUUUAACCAAUCGGAAUGGCUGGUAGUCUUUUAUUGACAUGUGCACAAGGUUACAGUGUUGUUAUUUUAGAAGAGCCGUUUUGGGGUAAAUUGCCAAACACCAAUCAGUCACCAUGGAAAUCACCAUAUUUUAUAAGAAUGUGAAAGAUUGCUUUUUAAAAUAAACUCAUUGAGGGAUAUUUAUCAAAUGGGUUUCUGAAAAGUAGAGAAAAAUGUAAAAGGGUAGGUGUCAGCAAUGCAAUGUGCCUGCUGGUUUUAUUGGUUUCCAUAGUGAUUGCCCUACUUUUAGUACUUAAGACCACUUUUUAGAACAGAAGACUUUGCGAAAUCGCCCCCAAUGUUUUGGACUUCUUCUCAGAAUCCAUUAAUAUCAAAUCGGGGAAUAAAAAAGAUGCCUAAUUUUCUUUAGACCUAUAAUGGUCAGGUCAUCAUAACUAUCAGGUCCUUUCAGCGCUUACCCACGACAGGAUGUUCUGGUUGUUUGGCAACAGAAUGUACCUAUAGAACUGAUAAUGCUAAUCAAUGUUGGUGAAAGAUUUACGGACCACAUUAUUAUAUUGGGGUAAGAUUUCAUUGAUCUUUAAAGGGCUACUGUAGGCACUAUAACCCUUUCAUCUCAUUGAAUUGGUCCCCUGGUGCUGUUCCUUCAUUCAAAGUUAAUUCAUUUUCAAACAAUUAAACACGAAGAUCCAUUGCCUCCCAUAGUGGAGGUAUAACUAAGGCAGAGAGUACACAUUUACUUCUAGCAGCUUACUCUUUCAGCCAAUCACUGCCACUGAUUUCUGCUCAAGCUAAUGCUUCCUCAUUAGCCCAAGCAGCACAGAGGGGAUGGCUUGCUGAGGACUCUCAAUUUCCAUUAAAAUCUUAAAAACACUUUAACUCUGAAUAGAAGGACAACAUCCGGGGACUCCAGACAGCAUACUCCCUAAAAUGAGAUGAAUCAGUUACAGUGCCUUUAGUGUCCCUUUAAGAGAUUGCUAUGUUGAUUACUGCUUUUAAUAUGAGUGCACAAGAGGCUAACACCACUUUUGUUCCUUACUACCUUUGACAUCAUAUGCAUGUUUUAUAAUGCUCAAAAAAAUUUUUUUUCUAACCCUGAUAAUAAUUAAUGUGUAAUUAAUAUUUAUGUGGCACAAAAUAUGUGUGUGUGUGUAUGUAUGUAUGUAUGUGUGUAUGUGUGUGUAUAUAUAUAUAUAUAUAUAUAUAUAUAUAUAUAUAUAUUAUGAAAGUAUUAAAAGUUAAAGUGUUACUCCAAGCUUGAUGACCACUGCAGUGAUUCAUAGUGGUCAUAGUGCCUGGAGUCUGUAUAUGCAGCAUUUUGCUAUGAAACAGUGCACAUACGGAGUGUAACCCCUUUGCUGCUGGAAGUAUAACUCUGCUCCUGGCAGCAUCAUUGGGGCAUCAUUAGCCAGGCCAGAACAGGUGUUAUGGGCUGGCUAAUGUCAAUUCUGUGCAUAUCUCUAUACAUUGAACUGCAUUCAUUGGCUCUCAGAGUGGAUGGAUUGUGGGAUUGACUUCUGGCUUCUGAAGAUCUGGAGGUAAGAGGGCAAACUAUCUAAAAUGGUUUGCCCCCUUAUUGGUAAACGGGCCAGUGUAGUCCUAGUAUCAAAACCACUACAGUGAGCUUGGAGUAACCCUUUUAAAACAGUUGUGGGGUGAAGUUCUAAAAGGAAGCAGUUGUCAUGGAAACUACGGUAAAUGGUAUUUUUCUGCUUACCGUUUCACUUCUAUAACCCCACAUUUUGCUGUUUAUGGAUCUCUAACCCCUAAUUUGCCUGAUGAACAAUAACUUAUGCAUGCUAAAACACAUUACACAGACUGGGUCAUUCUAUCUUUCAUUAUAUCUCCCACCACUUUUCUUCGGGUUGUAGUAACUCUGAGAGAAGAACUAUUCGUCACUCAACGGGUUAAAACAAGAGUAUUGCCUGUUUUCUCUGUCAUUUGUUAUUGCAAUAAUUGUGCAUACACAUACCACAAUACUCAUUAAUCGUGUUAUUUUUCCCUCUCCUCGCACCAAGCCCUCAAUUAAGAUCUGUAUUAAGUCCUAAUUAACCUUUGUUGCAUUUUUCCACCCCUUCCUCUGCCUAGCACUCCUAUUUCAUUACUCCUGACGUAACCGGACUGCCGACAAUCCCUGAAAGUGUAUGUAUCUAAUUGGGUUUUAACCACUUGUCUGUUUUUCCCGAACAAGCCUGUUUACUUGUUAACUUAAUCACUUUGUGCGUUCUGUUUUGUAUUAAAGCGAGAAUCCUGCAUGUGUUAGAUAGACGCAAUAACAAAAUCUCAGUCACUGACCUAUAAAAUUAUUUUAAGUUUUUAUUCAGGCUUAACUACCAUAAGUCUGCUCCAUAAAGACUACUUUCAUAUUGGUUUUUCCUGUGAUAACACUUGUGAUUGAUGUGCCUUAGAUAUUCUAUACAAUUAGAUUCUCCUAUAGGUUUAUGGUCCCCAGGACUCCAAGUUAAUAUGCAUUUAUCCAGUAGCACACCUGUUAUAUUAUUAGCCCUAACAUCACCUCCUAUGGGGUGAGAGAAUAUGGGUCUCAUGGUUGGCAGGGUGUCUGGGCUAUGUCCCUCUUUCCUUCUUUAAUUAACCAUUUACCUGCUGAUAUCUCAAGCCAGUUUAGGGAAUUUCUGCUAUUUUGCCUGCAAAAAGCAGGCAAGUGGCAAUUUACGGAUGCACGUCUGAACAUACUAGUUGAGCGACAAUUCUAUUUCAAUUGGUGCUUGAUAAUUAUCCAUAUACCUAACCUUUUGACUGCUAUUUUUUUAUAUCUCUGGAUUGCUUCAAGCACAUUCAGUACAUUGGCACAUUCAGCACAUUUCUGCAAACUGGCCUCCUAAUUGCUUUUAGUGAGUAGCUGAAUUUCAAUUUCAGGUCAAAUUUGGGAAAAUAUUCACAAAAUUUAGCUUUUUGGAAACCUAUUGAGAACUAUUGAAUAACAUCACUUAUUGCUUUUUCUAUUGUAUGGGUUGAGGCUGGAACGUUCACCCUUGCUUAUUUUAUACUUACUUAGACAAUAAUAAUCAGAUUGAUAUAAUAUUACAUGAAAGAACCUAAUUAGUUAUAUUUAGCUUCCGACUAAUUAUGGCUGCCAAUGAUUGGCUUUGGCAAUAAGCAAUAUAUGGCUAGGUAUAGCACCUGCAUCAUCACUAGAUUUACUUCAAAUAUCGGCCAGACCCAAAUAUAUAAUUUGUUCAGUGAUCCGGGGCCCGUUCAUUCUGGUAACCUCAACCAUAUUGAUGCAGUUUUUGUUUUUUCUUCCCAUUUUUCAAUUCCAUUUCUGAACACGAGAAAGAGGAGUUAUGUUAACGGAUUUACAGUGAACAGACUUUGUGAAUUCCUUGCAUGUGAUCUAAAAGGUUAUAUUGGAGAAUUAUGGAAAGGGAUGUUGUCACCUGUCUAAUGUUUUAAAAUAAAACAAUUAAAAUUGUUACUAUUUGUAAGCUCACUCACACCCUGUAGUUACUAAAUGUGUAUAUAGUGAGUGUGUUAUAGUUACAAACGCAGGACUUCUUCACUACCGUCAGUGUGAUGUCACGUGACUUACGCAGUCCUGUUGCCCCAUUACAUGUAUUACAGAAUAUAGUAUAGAAGACGCAUGGUGUGUAUGUUCAUGACAUCUAUGGCAUGUUGCUACAGGAGGCAAGAAAGGAGAAUUAAAAAUACAAGAUAUUCUUUUGAGUUCUUCUCCAUAUAUUUGGAUUCACAGAAAAUAUAGAGCGAUGUUAGUGUAUUCUAAUUGAUGGGAGCAUCCUGAGUGCUGUGGAUGUACCUGUUCAUCUCUUCUGCCUUAACAUCUAGAAGUGACAAAUGAACAUAUAAAGGAACUCUUGAGUGUGUCCUACGGCCUAGAGUGACCUCAUUAUUAUUGUACUUUGAAUUAGUUAAUAUGGUUAGUUGUAGAAAAAAAAGAACUCAUUACACACAGAUAAUCUUUGCUAUCAUUGAGAGUUUUGUAAGGAACCCUUAAAAAGAGGUUUUAAAUAACCUGAUUAAAAUGCCCAUUAUCCUAUGCGGCGAAGCAUUCUAUCCAAUAAAUGCACAUAGCAAAACACUCCAUGAUCCUGCAUAGGACAGAACUCACAACUGAUAAUAUUUUGAAAAAAUGUGAUAUACUGUAACCAAAGUUGUCAGGUUUGGGUGACAUAUAUAGACGCAAGGUGCUUCUUGAGUCUGUAUAACUGUGGUGUAAGCAUGUUGACUCAGUCAGUGCUUGUCACUAUAUGGUUUCAAAAGCAUGGCUGUGAAUUCUAUACUAUUUUCCAUAAUGCCUCAUCAACAUAUAGCCAUUAGAAAACAUCUUUCUGACUUAAGAAAAAUAAAUGAGAACUGUGUUAAGUAUAGUGAAUACAUAUAUUAAAGAUGAUAUUUUAUAGAAACAUAUCAAUCAUAUUACUUUGUUUAAAUGUAGUUUAGAAUUUCCAGGGAUUUUAAUAAAAUGGGACGAAUAAAGGAGACAGAGUUUACAUUUGGGGUCAAAGUGACUAGAAAUUACUGUUAAAAUCAAAGUUUUAUAUGAGGAUGAAGGAUCUCUUAUACUUGAGCUGCAUUUUUAAAGUACAUGCAAGAUUCCAGUUUAAGUUGCAGAAUGUGGACAUUUUGGUGUUAAAAUAAAUGGUAGGAUUUCUACACAUGAAUGUAUUUUAAUUGAUUAUGAUUUUUUUUCUGCACAGAGGAACCUGACUGAAUAUUUUGUAGCAGUGGAUGUAAAUAACAUGCUUCAGAUUUAUGCUAGUAUGCUCCAUGAACGCAGAAUCAUCUUCACAUCCAGGAAAUUAAGCACGGUGAGAACUUUAAUAUAUUCAAUAUAUAUAUAG